Bactrocera tryoni is the source of this 63493-nucleotide messenger RNA. RefSeq names its product nesprin-1 (gene Msp300). The record is from RefSeq and is a predicted model, not a curated record. Bases 445 to 63399 code for a protein of 20984 amino acids. Gene Ontology annotation, cellular component: cytoplasm; meiotic nuclear membrane microtubule tethering complex; nuclear outer membrane. NCBI's taxonomy places the organism in Eukaryota, Metazoa, Arthropoda, Insecta, Diptera, Tephritidae. Gene Ontology annotation, molecular function: actin filament binding. The transcript is spliced from 32 exons. Gene Ontology annotation, biological process: nuclear migration.
AUGAAAAUUUGAGAGCCCUUCAAAGCAGGGUGCGCGACGUGAAUAGUGAGAAGCAUAAAGUGAAUUGUGUUUGUUAAACCGUUUUUUGUUGUACUAUUGACUACGGCGCGUAGUUGUUUCGCGUACAAAAACGCAAUAAGUUUAAUUACUAUUUUCCCGAGUUAAAAGUGCCAUAUUGCCAGAUUCGUUACGUUUGUUUUGGCACGCGUACACCGAAAUCCUUAUUGUGGGAGCGUGAGUCCUGGCCGAGGCGUUAUGUGUUUGUGAGAAAAAUCGAUUAACUUGCAUGUGGAGUUUUCACUUCAACACCAUUCGUACACAGUCGGACACAGAGCGAAACAGCCGUGAAUUGUGCGACGUAAAACACGCUGAGACAACGCCAAUGUGUUGUCCUGCCGACUGGACGUACAUGACAAAAGCAGCAGCAGCAAACAUAUCGAUGUCAUGGACAGAGAUCCAGGAAAGAAUAAGGACCCACCCACUGCACCUACAACCGGUGAUGUGGGUCGAGACCGUGAUACCAACUAUGAGCAUGAGUAUGCAGCAGUAGGCCCACCGCCUAUACCAGCUACGCGCACACGGCGAUUACAUCGCACAGCUGACGUGUUGCCGUCAAGUGGCGCUGCAACACCAUUAGAACCAGCUGUGACCGCCAUUGGCACUGUUAUUGCGGAUGACACACACGAACAGCUGGAGACAUCAACAAUUACGCGCACAUACACGUCGCGUAAGAUUAUACAUUGCUCGUCGGAAUUUCACGAGAGCAGCUCUAGUUCUAGUUCGGUGCAAUAUGUGGCCGAGGAAGAGCUUGAUACGCCUACAACACCGCAACGUUUGCGCCAGAAAGUGGCGGAGUAUGAAAAAGUUUGGUCCUCUGGCGGUAGUCUUAAGCGUUCACCGGACGAGAGUGCCGAAGAGUUGCGACGUGAGUUCAUGGAAGCUACGUCGGCGGAACACUCAUCGCAAGCCAUUACCGUUGUUGGGGAGACAUUAGAAAAUCCUUUUGAUAUUGAUGUGCUGGAAAUUGAGAAGCGUCUGCGUAGGGAACGACAGCGUGGUUUGGCUGAAGCCGAAGCGGCUAAGCAGGCAUUUCAACAGGUGCAGUUGCGACAUACGCCGCAACCUUCGCCACGUCGGGUAGAGGUGCAAGAAGAUUAUACAGCGUUGCCAUUUAAUGUGACACUGCGUACAACCACUAAAUUAAGCCCCGGUAAUGAAUCAGGACAUAUCGAAGUAGGAGACGAACAAUCAGCAAGUCCUUUUAAUGUAACAUUGCGUACGACACGUCGCAUUGUAAAAAAGGAUUUAUCGACGAGCUCACAGCAAUAUGAAGAAACUUCAACGACCACUGGUAACCCUUUCAAUGUCACGCUACGUACAACAACACGACAAGGUUAUCCGAUAAGCCCCGUUAGUCCUGGUGAUCCGAAAAAUGCAUCUGCGCGUUUUCUGGAAUCUGAACAGACAGUACGCGAAGUUCAUGCCGUUGAUGGUGUACGCACGAUCGUCACUUCGUCCAUGACAAGUGAUGGACGCAAACACGAAGAGAAAAUUUUCCGUCAUGGCGAAGGUUACGUGUCGCCUCGUUGUUCACCGCAACGGGAGAAUCGCGCUUUCUUCGAAUCCAUGGAGAGAGAACGUGAAGGUUCCGUGUCGCGUUCUUUGAGCGGCCGCGCCAGCGCAACACCACCACCACGAACUGUAGAUAUGACCGCCGGUGGUCGUCGUAUAUUAAUACGCUUGGAGGAUGAAAGUCUCGACACGAGUGCAUAUCAUGAAAACAGCGACAUUACUGACUCGGUGCAGGCGCGCAUUCGGCAGUUGGCGCGUAGUCCGGACGGUGGCGGUGGUGCCGCUGCUAUGUACAACGUUGCGAUGGAAACGUCACCUGGUAACAUUGACAUUACCGUGGGUAGUACGCACCACCACCACCACCAUCAUCUGCACCAUCAACAACAAACGCAACCGCAACAAUCGGGCCAAUGGUAUUACCAACAGCAACGGCAAGAACAACAAAUGGAAACCAACAACACUAUGGAAAAUAUGAUUUUGGAAACUCAGGAACAAACCCCAUGGCAAAGGCAAUCAAGCGAAGCAGUAACAAUCAGUACAGAAAAAGGCGAAGCCGCAGCAGGACAUACAGUAACGGGUACGCAUACGGCUAGCAUAUUGGAGACGGGCCAAUCGCACGAUUCUUCCGCAGAAGAAUCGCAACGAGUUGUCAGCAGAAAGAAGAAAACGACAACGACGACAGUAACUAGUAGUAGGCACGCGACGAGCGAAGAACGUGAAUUACGCGAAGAACAUCAGCGUCAAGCUUUUACCGGAAAAUUAACACGGCCAACUGGUUUAGCUCUAUCCGGUGCUAAUGUGCGUUUGGGUAGCGGCACGGUUGGACAGGAAAAGGCCGAAAACCCUCUGAAAAGUGAUUUAAGUGACGAUUCGGAUACGGAAGGCGUCGCUGCAAAGCAUCUGGUAAUUGUGCCCACACGUGUGGAGCUCAAUCAGGCAGCCGGCAGAGUUAGCCGCAGUCAAAGUCCGAGUGUUAGUGUGAGUGCAAGUGCAAGUGCAAUACAUACGCCGACAACCCCUUCAACGACAACUGCAAACAGUACUUUCGGUAAGAGUCUGACAGGUCAUCAGACACUACAACAACAAAGUACUCAAGACGAAUACCAAGAAUUCCAAUCCACAAUGGCAGCGAUUAAUUUCGCACGCAGCAACUCCCAAUACGACAGUCAUAUCAGGGAGAAGAGAGAGGAGCAAGAACGUGUGCAGAAGAAGACAUUUACUAAUUGGAUUAAUUCGUACCUCUCGAAGCGUGUUCCACCGCUUCGUGUUGACGAUUUAAUCAACGAUUUACGCGACGGUACCAAACUUAUUGCACUUUUGGAAGUGCUUUCCGGCGAACGUUUGCCCGUGGAGAAGGGUCGCGUUCUACGACGUCCGCAUUUCCUCAGCAAUGCCAAUACAGCCUUACAAUUCUUAGCUAGUAAACGUAUUAAAUUGGUGAAUAUCAACCCGGCAGAUUUGGUGGAUGGGAGACCACCAGUUGUGUUGGGUCUGAUAUGGACCAUCAUAUUGUACUUCCAGAUUGAGGAGAACAGCCGCAACCUUGAAUAUUUGGGUCAUGGUAUCAGCGGUUCGGUUAGUUCUCUGGACAGCGUUGGCAAGAAUGUCAGCGAUCAAAAGGCUGAGAAAUGGAAGCAAGGUGCUAGGAAGACUCUAUUAAAUUGGGUUACCAAUGCCUUGCCAAAAGACAGCGGUAUUGAGGUAAAGGAUUUCGGUGCCAGUUGGAGAGAUGGUGUCGCCUUCCUAGCCCUGAUUGAUGCCAUUAAGGCGAAUCUUGUCAAUUUGGCUGAUUUGAAGAAGGCCAACAAUCGUCAACGUCUGGAAACUGCUUUCGAUGUGGCCGAAAGCAAGCUGGGCAUUGCCAAAUUGUUGGACGCUGAGGAUGUGGAUGUACCCAAGCCGGAUGAAAAGAGUAUAAUGACAUAUGUGGCGCAAUUUUUGCACAAGUACCCUGAACCAAAAGGUGCCUCACGUGAUACAUCACAUAUACAGCAGGAGUUGGACGAAUUACGUCGCUUCCUGGUAGAAAAGACUACCGAAUACGAGCCCAUGGUCAUAUCGAAUUCAUUCCCGCGUGAUUUCGCUGAAUAUCUGAUUGCACGUUCAGAGAUCGACGCCCACUUGCCGGUCUACAAUCGUCUGAAGCAGUUGAUGGAUAGCCAAAGUGGUUUCCUACAAGUGCCGCGCCCCGUUUGGGAAGACAUAAAUGCGCUGUGGCAACGUUUACAAUAUCAAAUGAACUAUUGGCUGUGGUUAUUGGAUUCUGAAUUGCCCGGCGAGUUCGGUGUGGUCGGCAAGUGGUUGGCUGAAGCCGAAAAAUUACUAAUGGACAACGAGAUACCGAACGCCAUGAAUGAGGAGACAGCAUCGGUGAUUAGUAGAAAGCUGGAGGAGCAUAAAUUGUUCUUCGCCGAUUUGCCACGCAUUCUGGCGAUGUUCGAUAAUGCCAAGCGUUCACCGUUGGUACAGCAAGUGCCCAUUGAACAGUUGCGCAAUAUGGAACGCCGUCUGCAAGAUGUGGCGCCGAGGGCGGCUGAGCGUAGAAUACGCCUGAAAUUCCUCGAACACAAGUGCUGUCUUAUUGCUUUCCUCAAUUUGGUUGAGAACAAGAUGAAGGGUUGGACCGGCAAAUAUGGCUACGAGGAGAAGGUCAGUCAACAACUGGAACAAUAUAAGAAUUUCGUGUCGCGCAACAAAAUCUUCCAAGAGUUCCAGAAAGCAUUCGUCGAUAUGCAACAAGUGGUGGACGAAUACAAGCGCGAUGGCAAUGUGCCGCGCAAUGAUAUAACAGAAAUCGAUCGUUUCAUGUAUGAGACUGAAGAACGUUGGAAACGUGUCUCCAUGGAACUGAAAUGUUGUCAAAACUCGCUGGAGGAGGUUGUAAGCUGUUGGAAAACAUGGAAUCAGCUGGCCCCAACUUGUGAAGAGUGGCUGAACUUGGCCGAAACUAAACUGUCACGCUCCGAAGAUGAACGUUUAGAAUUCUUCCAAGAUAUCACCACAUGGAAGGACAAAUUCGAUACACUUGCCAAUGCGGCCAACUAUUUGAUUGCCUCCUGCGAAGAUGGCAUUGCCAAUAAUCUACGCCAGAAACAUGGCAAUUUGUCGGAACGCUUUGAGCGUCUCUUCGCCAACACCAAACAAUACAUGCACGCCGGUGAUAUUAUACGUGCACGCAAUGAAUACAAGUCCGGCAUUGAGAAGCUCUCGCAGUGGCUGCGUCAUGCCGAACAAGUGCUGGAGCAGCGUCAAAUGCUCGGCAACACGCAGCAAAUUACCAAAUAUGGCGAGGACUUGCAAAAGUUAGCCAGCGAGAUUGACGACAAUGAGGAGCUCUUCAAGACAGUCAGUCGUAACUUCCAGGGUCUUAUACAGGAUCUACCACGCGAGGAAGUUGAUAAAAUGAUGAAGUUACUGAAACAGGAGAAGGAGUCCUUAGUUCGUAUACGCGCACAAAUACCAGCCAAACUGCACCUCUUCCACCAGCUGCUCAUACAACAGGAGUCACUCGAAGCGGGCCAGAAAGAAAUACAUCAAUGGCUCAACGACGCUGAGACCUUAUUGAGCACACAUGCGCUGUCUGGUGGACGCGAUGCUAUCAGCGAGGAACUAAAUAAGCAUAAGACUUUCUUCUCGCGCACUGUCUACUAUCGCUCCAUGCUGGAGAGUAAGAAUAAGGUUUUCCAGAACCUGCUGAAAUCUGUCGCCGCCGAUGAAAAUAUUGACACCUCACAGACGGCACACAACAUGCAGCAAUUGAACGAGCGUUUCAAUUACGUCAUACAGAAUGCCGAGCAGUGGGAGCAACGCUUGAAUGACGCCUCACGCGGCUGGCACGCUUUCAAGGAGAACGAACGUGUCGUCAGUGAGUGGCUGACGCAGGCGGAAUCAAUGCUUAUUGAGAAACACAUUGAGUCGAAGACAAUAAUCGAGACGCAGAAGUAUUUCUUUGAGAAUGUUAAUGAGCGCUGGAUGCACAACCUGGUAGAGUCUGCACAGGAUUUGCUUAAAACAUUGCCAGCACAAGAGCAAAAGCCUGUUGUGGACUCGGUUGAGAAAUUACAAAACAAGUGGCAACAGGUGCUGUCGCAAGCACCAUUGCAUUUGCUGAAACUCGAGUUCCGUUUGGAUGAAUCUGCUUUCUAUCAGACAUUGCAAGAGGUCGAAAAGGAAUUGCAUCUGGAGCAACAAGCUUUGAAUCGCAACGAAGAUAUUGACUCAAUACUGAAUCGUAAUGAGCACUUCUUCCAACAACAAGGACCCAUACCGCGCAUUGAGAAGAGCUUGCAGAACAUGCAACGCAUCAGUCAAGCAUAUGGCUACCAGAAACCGACUGAUAUUAGUCUAAAUCAGGCCUACGACAAUGCCAGGUUGCAGUGGCAGCAAUUGUCUGGUAAAAUCGGCGAUAUGCGCGAGACAUUGCAGCAAAUACCGGCUCAGUGGGACAGCUACCAUGAGAAGUUCAAGGAAAUGGUUGAAUGGAUGAAUAUUGUCGAUAAGAGCUUGAAGAACAUUGUCAACGAAGUGAACAGUAUGGAAGAGUUCGAGAAGGAGAAGGUGGUCUUCCAGCUCAGGGAACUUGUGAAAAUCUGUCAAGAAGCAGAUAACAAAAGGGAGGACAUGAAAUGGCUGGUGAAAACGCUAGACUCCUUACUUAGCUACGCCAGCGAAGAUGAGGCCAAUCUCGAACAGAAGAAACUCGAAGAUCUAAUUGCUCGCUACAAGAACCUCAUACCGACCAUCGAAAUAACAAUGGUAAAGACCGAGGUGUUCUCCAAGUGCUACACGUAUCGUCGUGAGGUGCACGAGGUUGUCUGUCUGCUUAGCAAAGUGAAGGAGCAAGCCACCAAUAUACCACCACCAGAGAGUCUUGAACGUGUCAACAAGCUGAUUGAAGAGCAACAGUAUGCCAUUAGCCAGCUUGAUCAUCAACGUCCACAUAUCAUGUCAAUGCUGCAGCGUGGCCGUGAUUUAAGUAAAGACGUGCAUGCGCCAUCUUUCGUUAAUGUCGAAGUGAAGAACUUAGAGACCGGCUGGAAUGAGGCGUACACCGAAACCGCUGACAAGCUGCAAUCACUCAAGGGUACACAAGCUGUGUGGAAUGACUUUGUCGAUCAGAAGAACGACAUCUUUUCGAUGCUGCAGACAGCGGAGACAGAGUUGCGUGCGCUAACGCCAUUGCAGACCGAUCCAAAGAAUGUUAGCCAAGAUUUGCAUGCCAAGCGUGAGCUGAACUUACAAUUGCAGCAAGCCUCCCAUCAACUACUGCCCAAAUUACACUCCUUGAAAGCCGAAUUGGCGCCUUUGGCUGCCGCUGAUAAGCGUCCCAUAUUGGAGAAGGAAGUAACCGAGGUUGAGAAGAUGUUCUUCAAUACCAUGGAACAUGUGAAAGAUCGCGUUGGUUAUCUGGAAGACUAUAGUGCCAAGUGGAAUAAUUACAAGUCCCGUUUGUCUGAGUUGCAAGAAUGGGCAAACCGUGUAGCACCGAAGAGCAUUGAGGCCUUACAGUCGGAAGACCUCACACCAGAAGAGCGCGUAGUGAAGGUGAACGCAUUCAAGGGCGUACUUGGCGAACGUAUGAAACAACUGGAUAUUUUGGCUUCGGAUGCUGCCGAACUGGCGCCCAAAGAGGGUAACAUUGCUGAGGCUAAACGUCUUAAGGGUGAAAUUACCAAAUUACAAGAGGUGCUGAGCGCUAUCAACCGUAAUGUCGAUCAUCAAGCAAAGGCUGUGCAAGAGGAUCUGGUGAAUUGGCAACAGUAUCAAACUGGUUUGCAGCAAAUCAAGCCAGUUAUUGAGGAAAGUGAAAUCAAGGUAAAUACAAUAGUUCCUAAGCCCAUUACACUUGAAGAAGCCGUUGCAUUGCAACAAAAUGCCAAACAAUUCGAAACACAAUGCCUUGAGCAGUUAGACAGACUCCAAGGCAUUUCAAACAUUAGUCAUAAAAUGCUGUGCAAAACCAAUGCCCCUGACGAGUUAGAUGCCAUGCAUUCACGCUGGACAUCAGUUCAUGAAAAUGCCAAGCAAGCCAGUGGUAAGCUGGAAAAACUGGUCGCGAAUUGGAAAUCAUUCGAUGCCGAUGCAGCCAAACUCGAAGAUUGGGUCAACAAAGGCGAGCAAGUAAUGGGCAAACGUCCAGCUGUGCUCAAUACACCGCACGUUGAUAAGCUUGAGAAGGAACUCGUUAAACUGAAGUCGUUCAAUAAUGAAAUUUCUGAACAACAGGCGAAACUCGUCGCGCUCGGUCAGUCAGCCGAUCAGAUAAGCUUGCAUUUGGCGCCAGAAGGCGCAGUUGCGCUCAAAGAUCGCGUAAAUGGCAUGAAAGCCAAACUGCAAAAGCUCUCCGAGGCCACACGGGCCAAUAUCAACGAAGUGUCGGACGCAAUUAUUGCGCGUCAAGACUUCAACGCCAAAAUGGUAAACUUCUCCAACUGGAUGGAUCAGCUGCGUAAUCAAGUCGCACAAGUUGAGGAGAUUAAUCCAGAGCGCGUUGAGACCAGUCUGCAUGUAAUACAUGCGCUGAUGCAAGAGCAUGCCGACAAGAAACCCAGUUUCAAUGCCAUUUAUGAUGAAGUGAAGCAGCUGUCACUUUCAGCGCCGGCUGAAGAAGCUAAAUCCCUUAAUGAUUCAUACACCGGUUUAGUUGUUAACUAUCAGAAUCUCGAAACCAACUUGCAGCAGAAAAAGAUUGCGCUCGAAAAGUGGACAGAGAUUCUGGGCUGGAAGAAUGAAACCGAAAGUCAUCUGAAUUAUUUGAAACAUCAGCUAGAGAAACCUGAUGGUCCGCAGCCCGAAGAGCUUAAUAAGAUUAUCAAUGAAAUCGACACAAUUGGUAGCUCAAUAAGUUAUUGGAAAGCACAAGCCAAGGACAUCGAUGAAAGCCCCGCUAUUCAGUUGCGCGACGCUUUGACACGUAAACCAUUGAUUGCCUCACAGAUUGUUAACGAUAUCGAAAACAAAUUAGAUAAUCUUAAGCUGCGUUCUCAAGCACAAAAACAACAGGCUGAACAGAUGAAUGUACGCAAGGAGAAAUUCCAAACUCUCGGUCAAAAUUUCGGUCAAGCGUUGUUGGACAAUCGUGCUAAAUUGAAUAGCAUUCUUCAACAGAAACCCGGUUUGGAUAACAUUGACCAAAUAAUCGCCGAUUUAGUCGCGCUUAACGAAGUCAUUAAAGGACAAGCAGACAUGAAGAAUCGUCUACACGAUGAAGGUUCUAUACUGAUGCGUGAAGAUAUCGCCAGUAUGCCAGCCAUACAAGAGAGUCUUCUAUUCUUCGACAAAGAUUAUGACACGCUACAGAAUGAAAUCGCCGAACGCAUACAAAAGUAUAACUUGAUUAGUCAAGCGCUACGCGAAUACGCCGAUACCAAGGAUAAGUUCGCAAAAGAGUUGAAGAAGGCCGAGGAUCUCUUCAACGCUAUACCACAGCAACCACGCGACGAAGUGGAGUUGCAACAGGCCGCAGAAAAAACACGCAAGACUAUGGAGCAAAUACGUAAGUCCAAGACGAAUCUCGAUGAUUUAGAGCGUCGUGGUAAUAAUGUGGCGAAGCUAUUUGAUGCAAUCGGUGAGGUUGUGCCACAAGAAAUAGGCAAUGAUGUGAAGACAGCCAAACAACAAUGGCAAGAUCUCCACGAUAAGACUGCAAAGAACGCACAUAUCUACGAAACGGAAGCUGUUAUUUGGUCUCAGAUCGAAGAUGCUAAGAAAGAACUUUUACCAUGGUUAAGUGAAACCAAUCAAGGUUUAUGCGAUGCCGCUGAUAAUUCAAUCGAAAUCGAGUUUGGACCAAUGCGUCUAACUAAAUUCCAUGCGGAACUGCCUUCUUACCAAGUAUUGAAGGACACUAUUGCCGAGAAGAGUCGUGAGCUUGUGAAUAUUAACAAUGGCGUGGAGAUUCCAUCUCUUACCGAAUUGAAUAAACUGCUGACUGCACAGUUCCAAGAGGUCGAUUCGAAUGCGGCACGUUUGGAAGCUGUAACCUCUACCUUUAACGAGCAAGAACAAGAUUUGCGCAAGCGGAUCAAAAAUGCCGGCGAACAAGUUAACAAAUUGCGUGAACAGUUAAUCAAAUGCGAUGACAUGUCCGGAGAGCCGAACAAAAUCAUGGAACGAUUACUUAAAUGCCGGGAAUUGCGCGCCGAAUUAGACAAUAGUGCGAAUGAAAUUGACAAUAUCAAGCAACGAGUUGAUGAGAUGCGCUCGCAAUAUCCCACUUUCAGCGAGUCUAUCAUACCCAAAGAGCUGAACAAUGUGCAAAAGCGCUUCGAGGCUGUCGAUACACACGCCAAGAAGAUCGAGUCAUCACUUUUGCAAUUCCUUAAGAAAUUCCAUGCCGAUAAAGUGAGUAUGCUAAAGCGUAUAAUUGCUACCCAACGCGAAAAGGUCGCAUGGUGCCAACCAGAGUCGACGAGUGACAAAUACAAUUUGGAUGUGAAACGCUCGUCACUUUUGGAGGUGAGCAAAGCGAUUGAUGAUUGUCACAAGCGCAAUGCCGAUAUUGGCAAAUCUCUGGAACUACUAACAGCUGUGGAAUCGCCACAAAACCUGAAAGACCUGCAAAAGGACGCGCAAUUGUUGAACGGCGAAAUGAAAGCACUGCAAGACAGUUUCGAUAAAAUCAAAAAUGUGCUCGAUGAAAACGUAGAUUUAUGGUCGCAAUAUGAGCAAUCCAAUGAAGAGCUCUCCGCCUGGUUGCGUGAUGUUGAGGGACGCAUCAAAGCCGAGACUAGCAAUCAAGUCAAUGUGCCUGAAAUCGAGAAGAAAUUGCAAGAACUCGCAUUGUUACAACAGGAUAUUGCGGCACAUGAGCCGGUUGUGAAGAAUUUGGAGAAGACUUCGCAGUUGCUGAUGGAGAAAAAUCCUGAGGCACGCAUUAGCCAGUUUGUCACGCAUUUGUUGCAGCGCUACCAGACUGUGGCGAAAAGCUUGGCCGGCUACGUUGACAAAGUGCAUAAUGCCCAACGUGCGAAUAACAAUUUCCUAACUGCCACUAAAGAAUUCAAUGAUUGGCUGUCUGAUGCCAAGAUUGAAUUCCAGGAAUUGGCGCGUAUGGGUUCGCCCGGCUCAUCUUCGGCCACUGCACAGCAAUUGCAGACAAUUAAGAAUUACUUGCAGACCUUCGAUAAUGGACAAAUUCUAUUGAAUAAUGCUGUGGAUAUCGGCGAAGCAUUGUAUCCCAUUGUAAUACCGGAGUAUCGCGAGAAGAUACGUGCGGAAUUACGUAAUGAACGCGAGAACUAUGACUAUUUGCGUGACGAGGCGAAUGCGCUUUUACAACAGGUGGAGGCAGUAUUGAUACAGAAGACAUCCAUUGAAGAGAGUUACACACAAGUAUCACACUAUCUCAAUGAAUCCAAAGCCAAGGUGGCGGCUGCUGACGAGCUCUAUCCCACAUUGGCGGCUAAGAAGAGUGCUCUGCAGAAUUACAAGACACAGUUGCAAGAGAUUACUUUACAUAAGAAUGCACUUAAACAGUUACAUGACAAGGCUGUGACACUAUGCGAUGAUGAAUCCGAACGCAAGACCGAAGAGUCUAUUGAAGAGUAUAAUGGUUUGUCGAAGAAGAUCGCCGACCGCAUCAAUGUGGUUGGUAACCAGGUUGUUAAACAUGAGGCGUACGAUCAGGUGUUGGAGAAAGCACAAGAUUGGCUUAAUACCAUCAAAUCUGAAGCCAUUGACAUUUUAAAUGAGACAACUUUCGAAAAGGAAGGCGCAGAAGAGAAGUUGACUGUUGUUGAAAAUCUAUUGCAACAUAAGCCUGAAGGUGACUCCAUAUUCGAUACAUGCCAACAACUAUUACAAACAGUGCUAACACAAACACAUCCCAGUGGUCAUCCUGCUUUGCUACGCAGCUUUGAAGAACCCAAGAAAGCGUGGGUAGACUUCAUGACACUCUGUCAAGACUCGCUCGUCAAGUUGAAACAGCUGUGCUCUAAAUGGGAUGAGUUCGAGUCGAUUAUCGAUGAGAUCGAUAACUGGAUGAAGGACGUUGAGAAUGUUGUGAAGAACCAGAGUCUGAAAAGUACGGCCGGAACGAAAAAAGCACAUUUGGCACAAUUACAAAACAUCGCCAAAGAUAUUGAACAACGUGCAACGUCCAUUAAUGAUCUACUCGAUCAAGGUCGUGAAAUUGAAGGUGAAACCGAUUUGAAUCUUAAAUUAUCGCGCUUAAAUACACGCUAUCAAACUUUGAAGAAUCUCUGUAAGGAAUCUAUUGCGAAGUAUGUCAACUACGCAAAAGAUCACGAAACAUUUGAUACUGAUUAUGAGGUUUUCAAAAAGGAUCUACAACAGUGUGUGGAAGAAUUGGUACAAAAUAGUGAGAUUGUUGGUGACCAAAAUGUUUUGCAAGAUCGCCAAAACAAAUUGCGUGAGAUGGCGGAUAAACGUAUCAACGACUCUACCGCAUUCGAGAGCUUGGUGGAUCGUGGCGAAAAACUGUACGGACAUACAAGCCCCGAUGGUCGCGAGAUCAUACGCCAGCAAUUACGUACGCUGCGUACCAUGUGGGACAACUACUCCGAUGAUUUGAAUGGGGCCACACAAAAGAUCGAUCAAUGUCUGCAACAGUUCAACGACUUCAAUAUUGCCAGAGACCAAUUGGCCAAGUGGCUAAAGGAUGUGGACAAAGCAAUGCAAAGCCACACCGAGCCAAAGACCACACUACAAGAAAAGCGCGCACAACUCCAGAACCACAAGUUACUCCACCAGGAAAUCACCACUCACAAUGUGCUGGUGGAUAGUGUGUGCGACAAAGCGCAGAUCUUGAUUGAUCAAAUCAACGACAAUACACUAAACGUUUACCUCCAAUCACUUAAACAAAUUUUCAAUGGCAUUGUGGAAAAAUCAGAAGUAAUUCUAAACAAUUUGGAGAAAUGCGUGCAAGAGCACACCGAGUUAAACACACAAGUGACCGCCGCUAAGGCUUGGAUAUCUGGCGAGAAAGAGAAGCUGUUGGAAUGUGACGAUGCCUAUGGCGAAAAGGCUGACAUUAAGCGUAAGAUUGAGACCUUGGUGCAGUUGGCACAGAACAAGCCACAAGCACAAAAGAUAGUCGAUGGUAUACGUCAGCAGUUCGAUAAGGUUAAGGCUAACACUUCAGAAAAGGGUAAUGAGAUCUUAGCGAAAGAAAUCGAUGAACUUGAAACAACCAUAAAGAGUCACUUCGAUGACAUCGAAGGCAUCGAAGGCAAGCAGCGAGAUGUGCUGCAACAAUGGAAUGACUUCGAGAGUAAACUUGAAGAAUUGACGAAGUGGUGUCGCCAAGCCGAAGGCGUUUUCCGUGAACAACAAUUGAAAUCAACACUACACGAGAAGGUCGAACAAUUCGAGAAAUAUAAAAUACAACGAGAUCUCAUUUUGCAAAAAGAGAAGGAAAUUGAUGCUUUUGCUGAUGCGGCACAUGCGUUGUUGAAUAAUUGCGGCGCCGAACGAUUGAAGACACUAACUAUACAGAUCACAAAUCGUUAUCAACUGUUGCAAGUGUUGAGCAAGGAGGUUGUCAAUCGCUGGUCGAAUUUGGUGGACGACCAUCAAAUAUAUCAAGACAAAUACAAUGAAGUUGAUCUUUGGCUCCAACCAAUCGAACAUCAACUGGAGAAUGCUUUGAAAAACGAGCCUUCACAAGCCGCUAACAUUUUGCAAGUUCUACUUUCUGAAAAAGAACAAGCUGAAACCUUAUUUAGCGCAUUAAAUGCCGCCGGUGAAAAGGCAUUGCCCGAAACAUCGACUGAGGGUCGGGAGAAGAUACGUAAAGACCUGCGUGACAUACACGAGCGUUGGGAUAAAUUGGACGAAGGCAUACGCAAUCUGCAGAAACGCCAGGAAGCACAAAGUGUGCAGCUGUCAAGCUACCAUGAUAUACUUGGUCAGACCGUCAACUGGUUGGAUCAAAUUGAAAAGGUACUGCAGAACGAGAAUCCCAGCACUUGGACGAGUGCUCAGGAAAUACGCUCCAAAUUGUACAAAUACAAAGCGACCACACAGGAUAUUAACUCGCAUAAACGCAUCAUUGAAGCUGUGAACGAAAAGGCUGCCGUGCUAUUAGAGGGCACAGUGCCAGCAAAUACCGCCGAGAUCAAGAAUGCCGUCGAUGAUAUUAACAAGCGAUAUGAGAAAGUAGCAGGUGAUUGCGCCAAACUGCUUGGUGAGCUCGAUGAAGCUUUCGAUGUGUAUCAACAGUUCAGUGAAUUGCAGAAGGCACAACAGGAUUAUCAAAAGAAUUUGUGGGAUCGUUUGACCGGCUAUUCGGAUUAUUCCGGCAAUAAGCCGGCUUUACAAGCGCGUCUAAGUAAGAUAUGUGAAAUUCAAGAUGCUUUACCCGAAGGUGUAGUUAAACUCCAAAAUCUGUCUACACAUAUUGAUGAGAAGGCCAAGCUGUUGCCGGCGCGUUCUAAAGAAGCGAUGUCAAGAGACCUGGCCAAUUUGCAUGCCGACUUCGAUAAGUUCAGCGCUGCUCUCAGCGAUGUGAAGAGCGGCCUGGAGAAUCGUCUGCAGCAAUGGAGCGAUUAUGAAGUGAACCUGGAUCGGUUGAUCAAUUGGUUGAGCGAAGCUGAGAAUGCGCUCAAGAAUUACAAUCCCAAGUCCACAAUGGAAGAGAAAGAAGAACAACUAAACCGCUUCCAAUCACUAAUGCAGAACUUGCGUCAAAAUGAAAUUGAAUUUGAGAAAAUGAAAGACGAUUCUUCGGAACUCAUUCAAAGUUCAGGUGAAACUAGAAUUGCCGUCAAUGUGCAACAAGUUACCUCACGCUUCCAGUCCAUACAAGCGACAACAAAAGAGAUUCUCAAGAAAUGUGAACAAUCUGUAUAUGAUCAUCAACAAUUCAAUGAGAAAUACAAGCAAUGUUCAGAUUUCCUAGCCAACGCUCAAGCGAAAUACGAUGAUUCCAGUGAUCUAUCGCAGGUGGGCUCUCGUGAUGAUCUCCUGAAGAAACAGACUGCAAUUCAAGAACUGUUGGCUCAACAGCCCAAUGCUUCAUUGAUGUUGAACAGCACCAUUGAAGCGGGUGAGAAGUGCUAUCCAUCCACGGCCACAGAAGGUCGUGAGGCCAUACGCGUGCAAUUGGCUGAGCUGCAAGAAGCUUUCGAUAAACUCUAUGACAAUGUAACAAUUACUUCGCGUAAGUUACAGGACAAGAUGUCCAAAUGGUCUGGUUUUGAUGAAAUCGCCGAGAAAUUGCAAAACUGGCUCAACGAAAUCGAGAAAACACUUCCAGCCGAUAUCGAAUUGAAAACAACUUUGGACGAGAAACGCGCCAAACUGCAAACAUACCGCGACAUCCUCAAUGAUCUCAAUAACCAUCAAGUUGAGGUGAAGAAUUUGCAAGAAAUCGCAAGCAACUUGCCAGAGCAAAAUGAUCAUGUUGACAAUAUUACCAAAGAAAUUGCCGAACAAUUCGCUAAGAUACAUAAGCGUGCACAGAACUUCGUGGAACGCUAUGAAGCAAUUGUGAGUGAUCAUCAACAAUACACUAAGGCCGUUAUGGAAGCACAGGAGUACAUUGAGGCCACACAUAACACCAUUGACUAUUGGGGUGAUUUGGAUUUGGAACAAGUUUCACUACAUACAAACUUGGAUCGUUUGAAGAACCUCAAAGACAGCUUGGCGGAUGAGUUCCCACGUGUCGAUCAAGUGCGUGCACUUGGUGAGAAGGUUAUACCUGGCACUGUCGAGAGUGGACAGACAAACAUCAAGUCACAAAUCGAUACCACACAACAAGAGUGGGAAGGUCUAAUCGCAGCUAUUACAUCAACCAUUGAAGCUAUAGAAAAUCGCUUACAACAGUGGGCGGAAUAUGAACAAUUGCGCGAUCAGUGCUUGGCUUGGAUAAGAGAAUCGGACAACAAGUUACAUGCUAUUGAUCUCAAGCCAACGCUCGAUGAAAAGAAGACUCAGUUGGAAGCAUUAAAGAACUUGCAAGGUGAAAUGCGUGCUAAGGAACUUGAAAUCGAUAGCGUGUCCGAGAAGGGUCAGCUCUUACUGAAGGGUGCCUCCAGCAUGCGCUCAUCUGGACCUGAAUUAACAACCAAGUAUCAGCAGAUAUUCCUCAAAGUCAAAGAACUGAAUAACCGUUGGCAACAGUAUGUUACCUCACAUCAGGAAUUCGACAACGCCGUCUCUGAAUGCGCCACAUGGAUUAAUGGCAUCAAAGACAAAUUGGAUUACUGCGCUGAUAUGUCUUCUAUGAGCCAAAAAGAGUUGGAUAAGAAGUUGGCCACCAUACAGGAUAUCUUACUAUUGAAGGAUGAAGGUUCUGUGAAGGUACUUAGUAUUGUUGAGUUGGCACAGAAUGUGCUUGCCAAUACUGCACCGACUGGCCACGAAGCGAUCAACAAGAAGCUGACAGAUCUACAAGAAUUGUGGUCCAAUAUUACAUUACGUAUCAUCGACGUAAAGGCCACCCUGGAUGACUCCAUAACUCAAUGGUCAGGAUUCUUGGAACAGGUACAAAAUGUACGCAAAUUCAAUGAAUGGCUUGAGAAUGUACUAAAAGAGCUCUCCGAAAAUCAAACUACAAUGCCUGAGAAGCGUGCGCAACUCGACCGCGUCAAGGCCACCGAAGAGAAGGUGCGUGUAGAGAAAAUCGAUGUUGAUGCACUGAAAGUACAGGCUAAAGAGAUGAUUGCUAGCGGACAACAAAGCCAAGCUGCGUUCCAAGCUCAAAAGGUAUUGGACAACUUUGACGAAUUAUAUGCUCGCAUACAGAAAUUGCUCUCUGAUCGUCAUGAUCAAUAUAGAGAUCAUCGUCUCUACAAGGAAGCUUAUGAUGAUUUGGUUAGCUGGAUUAGUCGUGCACGUGAGAAGUUCCCUGCUCUUAAGCAGAGCAGUCUAAGUGACAAAUUGGCCAUUGAGAAUGCUGUACAAGCCACAGAAGCCAUGUUAAACAAGCAGGCACAAGGUGAGCUAUUGGUCGAACAUUUGGUUCAUACUGGCGAAGUCGUAUUGACUAGUACAUCGCCACAGGGACAAGAAAUCAUUCGCAAUGACAUACGCGCUUUGCGAGACAGUUUCGAGUCACUCUUCCGUGAGAUCAAUCAACAAAAGGAAAGUUUGGAAGUCACUAUGGUGCAAUGGCGCGCCUACAAGGAUGAGUAUGAGCGCUUAAUUGAAUGGCUCCAACAAAUAGAUAUUCUCGUAAAGAAUCACAAGUUGAAUUUAGCGCCAAGCUUGCCAGAGAAAGAGAAACAAGCUGCUGAUAUGGCUGAAGUUUUGGCUCGUCUGGAGAAGGGCAAAGAAGAUAUUGAUAAAUUUAACGCCUCUUCAGCGGGAUUACUAAAAUCUCAUUUGGAGUCCUACGUCAACAACCAGCUAAGACACUUGAACUCAAUGUAUCAAGUUCAGGUCAAUCUUGCUAAGGAUGUGUUGAAGAAGGUUGAGACUAACCGCGAUCAACAUCGUGAAUAUAACGCGAACUUGAAGGCUGCGCAAGACUGGAUAAAUGACGCCAAGACUGCUAUACGUGAGGCUAGUGAAUCCUCCAGCGCAGGCUCGAAGGAGCUUUUGCAGAAACGGCUGGAAAAGAUACAGCAGUUGAUUAGCAAUCGUGAAAUUGGACAGAAUCUGGUACACACCGCGAUCAACAACGGCGAAAAGGUGGUCAGAAACACCCGUUCCGAUGGCCGUGAUACGAUUAACAGUGAAAUGAGAGAUUUGCAGAAUGAUUGGGAUAGGUUAGUUAAGAAAAUGUCUACCGCCAAGGUACAAUUGGAAACCAACCUACUACAAUGGGCCGACUAUAGCUCGAGCUACUCACAAUUACAACAAUGGAUUACGGAUCGUGAGAGUAAGUUGCAACAGGCUUGUGACCAGAAGGUUGUAAAGUCGAAACGUGGCCAACCUGGUCUCACAUCCGGUUUGAGUGAACGUAAAGCGAACCUACGGCAAACUAAUAAUAUUGUGCAAGAUAUAGUGUCCUUCGAACCAAUGAUACAAUCGGUGGCUUCGAAGGCAUCCGACCUACAACAGGGCGCGCCUGCCUCAGAAAUCUCAAACAAAUAUGAGACACUCACCAAACAAGCCAAGGAUCUGUAUGAAAAGCAAAAGACAACAAUCGACGAAUUCCAGGCGCUCAUUGAUGCGGGUAACGAAUUCGCUGCAUGGUUGCGUAGCUCUAAGGAGCGUUUAAGCAAGUGCUCAGAGCCUACUGGUGAUAAACAAGCGCUGGCUGAGAAAACACAUCAAUUGAAGAUUCUACAAAGUGAAGUGCCGGAAGGUAAAAAGAAACUGGAAGCUGUAGUAACGCAGGGUCAACGCGCUUCUCUCAAUGCUGAACAAGAAGAUCGCGAGAUCAUUGAAGAAGAAGUCGGUUUGUUGCAAGAAGAAUUCGACGCUUACGUAGAUGCACUCACAAAAGCCAAGGAUUAUUUGGAAGUAGGUAUUGUCAAGUGGUCAGAUUACCAAGAUCAAUACAGCGAAGCAUUGGAAUGGCUUACCAAAACCGAAGCGUUGGUGCAAUCCUACAACAAACUGCAAGACAGCUUGGCAAGUAAAAAGAUAGUGCUGGAAGAGUUCCAAGGCCACUUGCAAACACUUUUCGACUGGCAGAAAACUUUAGAUCACUUGAACAUGAAGGCACAAAUGCUGCUGGAGACCUGCUCGGACACACGUAUCAGUAAUGCCAUCAUGCAGUUGACAACCAAAUACAAUGCUUUACUUGCACUGGCCAAGGAAGUGAUGCGUCGUUUGGAGUUGCACUACCAAGAGCACCAACAGCAUCGCACUUUGUAUGAGGAAUGCCAAUCUUGGAUUGAGGCCACACGCGAGAAACUUGAAGAAUGUGCACAGAUACCUGGCACACUCAACGAGGUACAAAUCAAACUCAACACUGUUAAGAAUCUGCGUCAGGGCUUUGAGUCGGGUCAGAAUAAGCUACGUUAUCUACUCGAACUGAAAGAGAAGGUAAUCAUGAACACCGAACAGGGUGGCGCUACCAAAGUGCAAGAGGAUACUGAUACUCUGAAACAAGAUUUCGAUAAAUUGCUUGUCGACAUGAAUGACGUGCGUCAGAAACUGGCCAAUCGCCUGUCACAAUUGGAGGAAGUUUACAAACUACUUAAGCUGCUGACCGAAUGGCUUGAAGAUGUCGAACCGAGCGUUAAGACGAGCGACGAGUUCCUGAACGAUUUAAGUGAAAAGCGUGCCGCAUUGGAGAAAUUCCGUGCCAUACAACGUGACAUAAACGGUCACAACGAUAUUGUUGAGAAGAUUAACACACGCUUGAACGAAGAUAACAGUCUUGACCGUAAGGACUUCCGCGAUGGUCUCAGCAAAUAUGAGAACCUACAAGAGACCGUUGGCAAAAUCAUUGAGUCGCUCGAAAAUCAAGUCAAUAACCAUGACAAAUACAAGCAAGCCUUCAAUGAAAUACAAGAUUGGCUGCGUCGCACACGUAUUGAGAUCGAACAGUGCGCCGACUGUCAUGGUGAGAAGACGCAAGUAGAAGAGCGUCUCAAUAAAUUGGGUGAUAUUGGUGCUAGCAUGGUCGAGGGUAAAUCGCUGCUGGACGCCUGUGAAGAAUUGAGCCAAGCAGUGAUAGCCACAAGUGGUAAUGAAGGUCAAGAUACCGUCUCGCAAGAAAUCAAACAAUUGGUAGCCGAAUGGGAGGCACUGCAGGCAAUGGUGCGUGAUGCACGCUCCAAUUUGGAGACCUGUCUCGGUUUGUGGAAUGCAUUCUUGCAGAAUUUCAUUAAGAUUAACAAGUGGAUUGAAGAUGUUAGCCGACGUGUGGCGACCGCUGGCGAAGCUGAAAAUAAAACACCCGACGACUUGGCAUAUGCCAAGAAACUAUUGGAGGAAGUUGUAGCGGAGAAGGAUAAUGUCGAAGACCUAAACGAUGCCUGUGAAUUGCUCAUGGAACACAGCGCAUGCACCCGAGUUCGUGAUCAAACCGUGGAGACUCAGUCCAACUACACCAAACUGUUGACAAUAGCGCAAGGUCUCGUUUCCAAGAUCGAAAAGAAUCUCUCGGAUCACACCGAGUUCUUGAACUAUAAGAAGGAAAUGGACGCUUGGAUUGAGAAGGCGCAAGAAAUACUUGAUGGUUGCACUGUAGAUGGUGAUGUUAGCGAGAUCGCACAACAACUGGAGACAGUCAAUUCCCUAGCAUCACGCCUCCCCGAGGGUCAACAUCUGCUCGGUAUGGUACAGGAGGCGUACACGAAAGCAUCGAACAUAACACCCGAAGGCAAACAAGAGGUCUUGCGUGAGUUGAUGACUAAAGUACGUGAAGAUUGGGACGCAUUGGGACUCGCUGUCAAGCAGAAGUUGAGUGAUUUGAAGCAAGCACAGAACCGCUGGUCCGACUUUGCCAACAAUCGCGACAAGCUCGAGAAGUGGCUCGUCAGUACUGAGAACACACUCAAAUCUGUGCCCGACACUAAGGGUGAACUGAGCGAAAUGAAGACACUACUCGAACGCUACAAGACACUACAAAACGAAAUCAAACAGAAGGGCAUUGAUAUUGAGAAUCUAUUGGGCGAAGCCAAGGGCUUAGGUACCGAAGUGGAUGCUGUACACCAAAAGCAGACACGUUGGGAGAAAGUAAAGAACGAUUGCGCCGCCUACAUUAAGGGUUUGGAGAACGAAAUGGCCGACUACAAUGCCUAUCAUCAGAGCUUGCAGGAUAUCGAGAAAUGGCUGUUGCAAAUUUCCUUCCAACUGAUGGCACAUAAUUCGUUGUUCAUUUCGAAUCGCGAGCAAACCGAAGAACAAAUCAAACAACACGAAUCUUUAUUGGACGAAAUUCAAAAGUAUCAGUCCAACUUGGACGAUUUGAAUUCCAAGGGACAAGCACAAAUCAAGCGUUAUGAGCCGACAACACCAGCCAUACGCGACACUGUCGAGUCACAGCUUAAGAACAUACAGGACAGCUACAAUUCAUUGUUGCAGACCUCAGUACAGAUCAGGAAUCGCUUGCAUGAAUCCUUGGCCAAAUUCAAGGAAUACGAGGACACACUGGAUAGCAUAAUGCGCAAUUUGGAAGCCUAUGAACCGGUCAUACAAAAUGAGCUGGAUGCGCCCGCCACCAGUUUGGAGCUGGCGCAACAACAAUUGAAGUGUGCGCAGGACCUGCAAACUAAACUGAACAACGAAAAGUCCCGCCUCGCUGCCGCUGUGCAAGCUUGUGAAGCCGCCACCGCCUCCAUCAGCCGUCCCAGCUCGCCGCUGGAGUCAGCCAUGCAGACCAUACCCGAGCGUGAGCUCAUUGUGCGCGCUAAGCUGGAAGAUUUAUUGGAUCAGAUGCCGAGUAACCGAGCAGAGUACUCAAGCAACAUCGCCGCCAAAGCUGAUGUCGCACUUGAGUUACCACAGACCAAAGAUGCUCCGCUUGAUCCAGUGCGUUCCAAUAGCGAGCGUGUAACUAAGCUUAAUGCUUUAAUCACUAAGGUGCAAUCCCACUUGGGUGGAUUGACCGCUUCAGUGAGUGAAUUAGAGCAACAACAGAAACAACGCGCCGAGCUCCAAGAUUGGGUUAAGAAACAGGAAACAACUGUUAGUGAUUGGCUAACGCGACCAUGCAAGUUGCGUCCGGAAGCAGCUAAGCAAGAGUUGGUGGCCAUGAAUGACUUGUUGAAUUCGAUUGGUGAUAAGCGUUCACAACUGAUGUUGGAGAUGACAGGAUCAUUGGCCGAUGACGACACCGAUCUCGACGACAACCUCGACAAACUCGAGUCCGAGUUAAUGAACGCAAUUGCUAAGAAGCAAGCAGGACAGAAUGAUAUCGAUAGCUAUCGUCAAGGUGUACAGGACGUACAAAACUGGUUUGAUUCGCUUAUCAAACGUAUGGAUGUAUUGGACAAAGGUUCCGGUUUGAAUUGUGCCCAGAAAAAGGCUGCCAUCAAUGAAAUCAAGAAAGAGUUUGAAGAACAAGGUCCGAAUAAAAUCCAAGAGCUGAAGGGCAAAGCAGCACAAGUUGCAGAGGCUAUUAGCAAUUUGGAUGGUCAACAGGUGGAAGAACAGAUGAAAUCACUGGAUCGCCGUUAUGCGGAUCUCGGGAAACGCAUCGAUCGUAAGUCACAGCUACUUGACGUUACCAAUAAGGGCGUUGAUGGCGCUAAGGGUGAAAUAGAACAGUUACAUAACUGGGUUAAGGACAAGAUACAAGAGUUGCAAACACCCACUGCAAUGGGUUAUGAACCAAAAGCAGCUGAGGCACGCCAACAAGCUAUUAAGGGCAUUAUGAAGGAAGCCGAAGCGAAGAAGUCACAAGCUGACGCUUUGGAGAAACGUAUUGCCAAUAUGCAACCCGAACUUGAGCCAGUCGAAUACGCACAACUCGAGUCGGCGCUGCGUCAAUUGAACUCCGAGCAAAAGAAUCUAUCUGAGGUGCUCAAGAGCGAAUUAGAUCGCGCGCUGGAUGCGUCUAAGGCACGUAAAGCGUUGGAGGUUGAUUUAGAGAAGGCACGCGCUUGGUUGAAAUCGAAGAUUGCCGAAGUACGGAAAUUGCCUGUGUAUCACCCACUGCCAUCGUCCGAAAUCGAGAAGAAAAUACAAGAGAACAAGAAGUACGAUGAUGAAGCAAAACAAUUCAAUGAUUCGGUGCUGAGCGACGUACAACGACAAGCGGCGAAUAUAAUGAAGGACUGUCCGGAAGCAGAUAGAGCAGCUUUGCAGAAAAUUCUCGAUGAAAUAGCUGGCGAUUAUCAAACCCUAAAGGAUGAGAGUGGAAAGCGUGCUAAAGCUUUAAGCGAUCUAUUGCAGGGACGUAAAUCAUUCGAGGAUGCUAUGAAGAAUAUGAGCGAUUGGUUGAAUGAGAUGGAAACCGCCACCGCUGGUGAAUUGCGUACAACCAGUGUACCCGUGUUGGAAGAACAAAUGGCUCACUACAAAAAAUUGCUAGAGGAUGCCGAAAGCAAGGCUGACUUAAUGAACAAUGUGGCCGACCAAGGCAAAGGUAUUUUGCCCACGCUAAACAAUCCGGAUAAGUUGAAACUAAACGACGAUAUCAAAAACUUGAAGGAUCGUUACGGUAAAGUGACACAGAACAUUAAGGAUCGCGUAAAUACGCUCUCCGAUCAUAUCAAGAAAUACAAGGAUGCCAAGGGUAAAUUGGCUGACUGCAUGCAGUUCCUCAACACCAUACAGCAACGUUUGCGUGAGCUCAAUAAACCAAUCGGCUCAAAGAUCGAAGACGUACAAGAUUUACUGGGUGCAUACGAGGGUAUACUGAAGGAACUCAAGGAUAGCAAGAACAAAAUGGGUGACAUACAAAUGGAUGAUCUACCCGAGUUGCAGAGUAUACUACAGCAACAAGAUGAUAUGAUUAAAUUGAUUGAGGAUCAAUUGGCUCAUCUGCGUCAAUUACUGCUGCUACGUGAGCAAUUCAUUGCGCUUAUCAAUGAGAUUAUCGCUUUCAUCAUGAAGUACACUGAUGUCAUAAUCGAUAUUGAGAAUUCGCCCGAUAGCUUGGAGGACAAAAUCAACAAGUACGACGAUGUUAUUGUCAAGAUUCAAGAAUGUGAGGGUCUGUUGGCUUCUGCUACCGAUAAGGGUCAGAAGAUCGCAUCGGAGGGUUCUGCCGCUGACAAGAACAGCAUCACUGAACAAUUGCAAUCGCUGAAGAAUCAACUACAGAACCUGCGCAAAGCAGUCGAGUCACAACGUCAAAAACAUCAAGUACAACUCGAACACCAUCGCAAAAUGGCUGCCGAACUCUCAGAAAUUCUUGAUUGGUUGCAUAAUAAUGAAGCGUCUGCCAAGUCACGUCCCCUAUUAGAUCGUGAUCCCGAAUCUGUAGAACAUGAAAUUCAAAAACAUCACAAACUACGCAACGAAAUUCAGGGAUAUCUCGAUAAAUUCGACAAAAUCAAUGCUAGCGUCAAAACAGAGGUCGGCAUGCCUGGCUCGCUGGUUGAAAUGCUUUCCGAAGGUCGUUCAUUAGUCUCCUCACUGCCACAAGAGCUUGAAGAUCGCGAGAAGUACUUGAUCAACAAUCGCGAUUCACGUCUUGAAUACAUGAAAUUGGUGGCUAAAUUCAAUGAUUGGGUGCACGAAGCUGAGACACGCCUACAAAAUAGCCAACAUGGCAUCGACUAUGAAAAUCUCGUACAAGACUUGGAAGAACAUAAAAUCUUCUUCGGCAAUGAGACGCCAAUUAAGAAUUUGGUGCAUAAACAAAUUCAAGAAGCCGCCGAUAAGAUUUGGCCCUCGCUGAGCAGCUUCGAACAGUCGGAAUUGUCACGCGAAUUGGCCCAACAUCAAACUAAAUUGGCCAACACCAUUGCAACAGCCAAAUCGCAGCAAGGCGAAUUGGAGAAAGAGGUCGAACGUUGGCGUGAAUACCAGCAGUCAGUGGAGCGCGUCAAAGCAACCAUUGAACGCAGCAAGUUCAGCGAUGAACCCGUACAGAAUCUGGCUGGCCUGCAUUUCAACAUACAGAAAUUGACGCACGCUAUCGGCAAUGUGCAGAGCCAAACUAGUGACAUCACACUCGCCAAUCAGCAGGCGCAGGGACUAAUACGUCAAGCCGACGCACGCAAUCGUCAGCUGAUUGAACAGAAUAACGCCGAAUUGAAUCGUUUGUGGAACGAAUUGUUGAAAGGACUCGAGACUCGGCGCGAUUCGUUGCAGAGCAUUGCUGAACGUUGGGACGAAUUUGAGAAUCACUUGCAUAGCUGGGAGAAGGCAAUUAGCCGCUUGGAAGAUAAAUUCCGCAAUGUCGACCCAGUAGUUAGGUCGCGACGUCAUUUGGAAGAUACAAAGAAUGCCAUCCAGGAAAUACUCGCCGAAUCUGAAGAACUUAAAUCAUCACAUAAAGAGAUUGAGGCGCUCUCAAAAUCAAUCGUCACAUUCCUUGGGGAAGUUCACCAACCCACAUCGCAGGCCCUACAGGCCAAAGUGGAUAACUUAGUACAGCAGCAAACAAAAUUAAACGACACCUUACGCGAGAAGGAUCGUCAAGUUGGUAAGGAUCUGGAAGAGAUCGAAACGGUCUUCCAUCGCAUCUCAGAGUUGCAAGAUAAAUUCAACGCCCUACUCGAGCAGAUACAAGAAGUGCAUACUUUUGACGAGCAUAUUGACGCCAUUGAAAAGUCUUUGAACGAUUUGCAGCAACAAGUUGGCAAGGCAGUUGCGGAGAGUACCCAACUGAUUGUCGAAACCAAGGAAAACUAUUUGCAGAAACAAAAUCUGGUACCAAGUGAUAUAGCACAGGAGUUCACAGCACUAGAGUUGCUCUCCGAGCGUGUACAAGGCGCCAUGGAAACCAAACAGAAAGAAUUCAAACGUGCCAAGACUGUACGCACCGAAUACCUGAGCGGCGUCGAUGAGAUCCAAAGAUGGCUGCGACAGGCGGAGGUACAAGUGCAAGAUCGUACACUAGCACCCGCACAAAUGAAAGAACUACUGCAUCGUAUCAAUCAGGAAAUAGCCGGCAUUUAUGAACGUUUCACAAUGGUCAAGACAAAUGGACAGCUGAUUAUCGACAAUUGUCGCAACAGUAAUGAAAAAUUGCUGGUACAAUCGACGAUCGAUCAGUUGGCACAGGAAUUGGGACAAGUACGCGCGUGGUUGGAUGAGAAGAAACAACAAGUGGGCGAUAGUUUAGAUGCAUGGACGAGAUUUAUGAAUCUGUAUCAAAUUGUGAUGGCGUGGGUGGCGGAAAAACGUACCUUCCUCGAUCAGACAAUCGAACUGCGUACACUGCCCGAAGCGCGCAACAAACUCAAUGACUAUGUAGUGGCUGUGAAGAGCAUUAAACCGAUCGUGAAGCAUUUGAGUGAAAUGGACAAGGAACUGGAACACAUUGGACAAGUGACGACUGUGGGCGAUCUCAAGGACAAACUGCAAGAGGCUGAAGAUGCCAAGGUUUCCGUGGAAGCGGUGCUGCUGGAAAGGAAUUCCCUGCUACAAGAAGCCUGCGAAGAAUGGGAUCAAUGCGAACGCAAAAUUAAGGACAUACGCGGCUGGAUAGAUAAGACGAAACAAUCGUUGGACUCACCACAACACAAGAAGAAACCGCUGCGCGAUCAACUGGGCUACUGUGAGAAAACAUUGGCGGACAUUAAUGUACAGAAGACCAAACUGCGUCUAUCUAUCGAAAAAUUAGAGGUGCACUUCCGCAAUGGUAUGGGUGGCGAUCCGCGCCUUAGCGAGAAUGUUGAUGAUUUGCUGAAGGUCUUGGACGGACUGGCGGAAUUGGUGCGCACCAAAACCACUAGUCUGGAAGAGACGCUCAGCCAGAUCGACAUCUAUCAGCAACAGAUGCAAACAUUGCGUCAGAAGAUCAUACAAGAGGAGCAACAAUUGCGUCUCGUUAUGGCGCCCACGUAUCUGCCACACGAUCGUGAGCGUGCAUUAGCAGAGCAACAGGCACUGCGUACAUCUAUUGAUGACAUGCAACAGAAAUACGAUGGGAUCGCAGCCUUAUCGUACACGCUGGAUCCGCAUUCCGUUGUUACCACAUCAUCGGCUGUGUCCAUGCUAUUGAAGCCAUCCAAAUUAGGCUUAUCCUAUGCGGAGGUGCUCUCCGGACACUCAAGUCCUGUUAGCUUCGCACAAACGGAAAGUGUUUUGCACAAGAGUAAAGUACAAAAUGCCAAACUAGAGAACAGUAAUGUUAAAAGAACCAACAGCAGCAACACCACAACCAUGUUUACCACCACCACCACGACCACCACAAAUAAUAGAGUAAAUAAUGCCGAAGCGCAGCCAGAGGCUGUGAGCCAUGCGCCGCAGAGCGUACAAGAAUUUGAACCUCAGCAAUAUGAAACCACAAUUACAACAACAACGCAAGAAUUGCAAACAGUGGAGCCGCAAAAUGAUAGCAUUGACACGCUGACGGCGCAAACAAUAACAACGACCGAGCCGCAAGUGCAGCGCACGCAAAAUGAGUAUGUGAAUGAAAGCGGACAACACGUCGUAGAGACGCGCACGAUAACAACGCGCACAACAACGCAACAUGUUACGGAUAGCGCCGCGCAACAGCGCGGUGAGUUGCAAGCGCCAACGGUAAGUGCGUGGCUUGAAGCGCCCGCAGAAGGGCAUGAAGAAAUUGCCUAUGAGCAGCGCACGCCCCAACCUGCGGCACGUCAGCCACAACAGCAAUUGCACGCGCCACGCGAACAACGCCGCGGUCGUUCGCCGCGUCGUCGGCAACAGCACGACGAAGCGCAACAAUACGCGCCAACAACGACGCAACACUCAACGCGCGAGCAACGCGAUGCGCAUACACAUUAUACGACUACAACAACAGCGACGCGCACGCACACACAACAUACAAGACAACAACCAGCCGCACAGCAACAAGAGCAGCGAACACAUUUGCUUGCGCCCACGCAAGAACGUAUGCGUUCGCGUAGCCCCAUAUGGGCACCGGGUUCGACUUCAUACGCGGAAGUAUUGCGGGGCAUUGAAUUGGAACGUCAGCGAGCUGCGACUGCUGAGCGAAAACGCGCACAAAGUGGCAGCAACACAGUUAUUACCACGAAAACGACCACAACUAGUGACUACGUGACGCCAGCGCAGGCGCAUGCGUCAACGCAGCCACAGCAGUCAGCACAAGAACCACAAGUGCAGCAAGAACUGCCAGCGGUCGACACUUUCAUACAAACACACACAAAUAUCGUGGAAUAUCAGCAGCCGGCGUACGAUACGCCUAGCCAAACGAACGAUAUAAGCGCUGAUUAUGCAAAUGUUGUGACCACUUUGAGUCCCGACGUGCCACAGACGACUCCAUUAGCAAGCGCUUUUGUUGAACCAGUCACUGUGCCAAGCCCUUACGAUGCCGUACUGAGCGCAAAUACUUAUGUUGACACGGUUUCUUUAGCAACUUCGGUGCCCAGCACUUACGUGGACUCAGUUUCAUUACCGAGUAGCUAUAUUGAGCGGCCCGUCUCAGCAGGCAAUACGCCAAUGACCGCCGCGGAAAUACAAGCUGCUUACCUACAGCCCGAUCCGCAGCUCUAUCAGAGCAUGUAUGAAAAUAUGGCCGAUGCCGGUCAGUGGGGCUAUGCAGCAGUGCCCGAGGCACAACAAGUUGUACAGCCUGAUCAAUCGACAGCCUCUCAAAAUUAUUAUGAACAGAUUAUACAAAUGCAAUAUCCCCAAGGCACGUCGGCACAAACGACCUACACGCAGUAUCAGUAUCAGCCGACGGCUACGCAAUAUCAAUUAAUGGCCGGUUACUAUCCCACAGAGCCACAACAAACUGAAUCGUAUCAAACGGUUUAUGCGCCCACUGCCGACCAAACUCAGUUGUAUUAUCAACAAGAAUCAACCAAACCUUAUCAAGAGUUACAAAGUGUGGCUUACGAUACACAGCCACAGGAAUAUUUGACCGACUAUCAGCCGACUCAAAUAAAUCAAAGUGUUAUCGAUCAAGUAGUAACUACGCUUGCGUCGAUUGUACAAAAUGUUACAACGACUCAAACGCAUGCUGUCAAUUCACAGCAACAACAUGUACCGGAGUCAGUGCAACACUUUGAACAAUCAACGCCGCUGCAACCGUUUAGCGAGACGGUGCCUACUUAUGAACAGGCAACCACCGGUCCACCAUCCUACGAACAAACCCAACAUACACAAUUGUAUGAACCGGAAUCGAUUGAAGUCGAUGAACCGCGGCCUGACAUAACUUUUGGUCAAUUUGAAAUGAAUGAAAUUGAGUCGAUUCCCGCCGAGAUUGUGGAUACUCCACAAGCACCACAACAGGUCUUGGAACCAGCGCCUAUUUCAGAGUUGGUCUUUGUGCCAGAAGCGCCUUACUCGGCGCCUUUACAACCAAUGGAAAGUGUGUCUCCACAGGAGGCAGUAUCCACACUAGUAACCCCAAGUCCCACAAAGUCUAAAACGCAGGAAAUACCCAAAACAGAUCCUAACCAGUUCACGACUUAUGCUGAAGUACUAUUUGGUAUACAUCAUGGUGGAAGUAAUGUUUUCCAGCCAUCCAGUCAAAAGCUACAGCAACAGCAAACGCAAAUCCGCAUUACAGCAACCAAACAUGAUUCAAAUACAAAUAGAAGCCAGCAACAAAAACUGACAACCAAAACUGCAACGACAACUACAACGACAUAUGCGACCACGACAUCGAACAAUAAUAAUAGACGACCGCUAAAGUCUCCUUCUCGGAAUGCACCAGCAGUUCAGAGAAGAGAAGACACGGCAGCUGUCGCCGUGGCACCGGUGCCACAUCCACGUAAAGAACAACGACCACAAAAAGGUCAACGGACGGAUUCGAAAUCGCGACAUCAUAAUGGAUCGCCACCAACAACGCACAGAGAGGUGGAGGUUCGACAAACGCACGAUAAACAUGAAAAGCACGAAAAACAUGAUAAGCAUAUAAAAUCUGUGGAAGAAACCACUGUAAAUGUAACUAGCAAAUCACACAAGGAUUCGAAGCAUGCACGCGAUAGUAAGAAGGUGAAACAGGCUGAAGUUGUUUCUGAAAUUCAUGGAGAGACCACAGUAGCCGCUGAACCAGCUGUUCCUGUGGGAAGGACAGAUACAACCAAGCAGCAAGUUAAACCUCCUAUCGACGUAGUGAAUAAUAAUGAGUCGGAGAAGAAACCAGCCAAACCCAAAAGACAAAAGAAACAUAAGCAUUCAGGUGAAAUAGAAGAGCCUGUGGAAAAGAAAGAAAAAUCAGAAACAAUUAUAGCGAAGGAAGUUGUCAAAGUUAGCCCCGCUGCUGAAAAAGUUCCUGUUACUGCUGAGAAGUCAGCGAUUUCGGCAGAAAAAGUAGUUCCUAUUGAAAAUAUCGUUCCUCCUAGUGAAAAAGUGGAUGUUCUGAAGUCGAGCACAAUUGACUUUAUUGCAUCCGAAAGUCUGAAAGACACGCCGGCCAAACCUGCGAGAAAGGAAAAGUCCAAAUCACAGCGUAAAAAUUCACCGGUCGAGGCGAUUUCUACAAGUGAAGUCGCCGAUGCACCAGUAAUUUCCGAAUCCACCAAGGUCAUAACAGAAAAUGGAGGAUCUACCACAACUACAGUCACAACCACAACGAUAACUAAACGCAUUACAAAGCGUAUUAUUACAAGAAUCAUUGACGGAAAGGAAGUUGUGAUCGAAGAGGAUGUAGUUGAUGAUGAACCCACAGUCGGGACGGAAGUUGCAAUCAAAGAGGUGGUUGCAGAACCUGAAGAAAGAGUCACCACCGAAGUAAUUGACCAUAAAGAAAAGACGCAAAAACCUAUAAAGAAGGAUAGGAAGAAGUCUAAGAGUCCCAAAGAAGAACUUAGGGUAACACCAGAACAAACAGUUAUUACUACCGAGGCCACAAGCACACCAUUGAUUGAAGUCAAACCAAAAGAGGAGCAGAAGCCUGUAACUGAGAAAGUUAUUGAAGCUGCAGAGAACAAAGCAGCUAAAAAGAAGGAUAAGAAAAAGCCAAAGGAGCCGAAAGAACACGCUACCGUUGAAAAACUUUCGACGACAAAGGAAGAUACCGUUGCGCAAGUUUCAGAGACGUUGGUGAUUCAUGAAAAACAGCACUUGGCUGCGGAACCUAUUACACAAUUGCCGGUAGAAACCCUCGAAAAUGUUACAUCAAGUAUUACCCAAUUCAUAAACGUCGAAAGAGAAAAAUCGGAAAAACCAACGAAAAAAGACAAGAGAAAGACAAAGGGCCAAAAUGAACUCAAGGAAAUCUCAGUUCCGAAAACGUCUGAAACUGAGAAGGUGAUAGAUAAAAACCCAGCCAGUUUUCAGGAGGAGAAAAUUGAGAAAACAGACACAUUAACUGCAACAAAAAUAGUUUCGAAUGAGCACGCUAUAACAGAAAGCUCUGUGGACAUUUUAACUGAGGUUAAAGAGAACUCAGUACCGGCACCAAUUGAAGAGAUUGGCUCUGAAACUCUGACUGAAGUCAUUGAAGGUGUUAAAAAACCCCCACUAGUUGAAGAGACCACAAUUGUUAAAGAAUCGACACCCGAAUCAGUCAUCGAAAUUCCAGUUGUUCCAGAAUCUAUACCGCAACCGGUUGUGGAAAUUACCACCAUUGUUCAAGAAACUCCAAUUGUUAAACAACCUUCAUCAGAAACUGUCGCCGAAACCCCAGUAGUUUCAGAAUCUACAUCUCAAACUGUUGUAGAAAUUACCACCACUGUUCAAGAGAACCCAAUUGUUGAAGUGUCUACUUCCAAAACUGUUGUGGAAACUAUUACAGCUAUUCAAGAAAACCCGAUUGUUACAGAGACUAUCGUUGAACCAAUGGAGGAAAACAUUGAUGUCAAAUCUGUACAAUCUACUGUAGUCGAAGGAGAAUUAAUAGCAGAAAUUCCUCAAACAGUUCCAGAACAACCCAAUCUUACAACAAGUAUACAUGAUUUCAUUGCUGCUGAAAAGCAGGCGACAGACAAAUCUCCGAAAAUUCAAAAGAAAGAUAAGAAAAAUAAAAAGGACAAGAAGAAAUCAGAGGAAGCAAGUGCCCCCAUUGAUGAGUGCACCGACACUGUUGAAACUAUUGAGACACCUCUAGAAACCAUAAUAAGCGGUGAAGAAAUUUCUUCAACCGACGGUUAUGCCACGUCGAUUAUUAAGACUACAACAAGGAAAACCUCGACCUUAACUACCCGUACAAAAAUAAUUAGAAUAAUUGAUGGAAAGGAGGAAAUUGUUGAAGAAAACGAAACCACACAGGAAACGCCAAACGAAUCUGUUGAGCACACCAUCAAUAUUGUUGAGGGCAAACCGGUAGCUCACGAUAUUGAACAAAUAAUACAGAAUGUUAAUGAACAUCAACCUGAUGCACAAAUUGUUAACAUCACGGAAGAUGAGCCAAAAGUCGAAACCUAUUCUAGAACUACCAGUGACGGUAAUAUAACCAAAACGACGACUGUAAUUAAGCGUAGAAUUAUUACAAAAAUUAUUGAUGGAAAAGAAGUGCUCAUUGAUGAAGGUGAAGAUGUAAGCCCAGUUGUAGAGCGAGUGAGUGUGGUAGAAAAUCAACCAGCAUUUAUUAAGGAAACCAUGAUUUCGCCUGUCAUCGAAAACACACCGAUAGAACCAAUUAUUAUAGACGAACCAGUGCAAGCGCCAGUUGUAGAGUCCGUUGAUGUAGUUGUCGAAGACAACAUAUCAACUAGUGUCACCGAUUUCAUCAGCGCUGAAAAGCAAAAAACUGAUAAACCACAAAAACCUGCUAAAAAAGACAAGAAAGAGAAAAAGAAAGCCAAACCCGAAAAGCAGGUGCAGGCAACAGUUAUCGAUACAUUUGUGUCGGAAGAGAAUAUCUCAGCCACAAAUGCACCGGUUACGAAGGUUGAGGUACCACCAGUUGAGUCAGUCGAGAAGCGUCUGGAAGAGACGGCGACGGAGCCUACGGUGGAACCCACAGUUCCUGCAGAAAAGCCAAUGAAACGUGUUGCUUUCGCUAUAGAUGUUGAACCGGUUGAAACAAAUGUGGAAGUUACUCUACCCGUUCCUAAGGAACGAACAGAUAUCAAAACUUUGACAAACGACUUUUUGAGCGGCGAAAAACAAACACAACAACCAAUUGUACAGAAAGUCGCCGAAAUUACAAUUACAGAGCCACAGCCUCUUUUAGAAACCACAGAGCCCCUGAAUGAAAUAAGUGCAAUACCAAACAGAACAGAAAAAGAAACUACACUAGACGAUAAUGAAGUCGUAAAGACCACGACGGUUCGUAAGACCAAAUUUGUUAAGAAAAUAACACAGAAGAAACAAGAAUCGCCUGAGCCGCAAAACGUGCCGACGCCACCAGAGAAUAUUGACGUGGCAGAGGAAGCGAGGGAGGAGCCCACAAUUGAGAAAUCCGAAUCGAUUGUGCGUGAAGUAGCAGACAGUGGUGUCGUAAAAACGACGACCGUACGUACAAUGAGCAUCAAGUCACAGAAUGUCAACGAAAGUGAAGUCUCCGAGGCCACAGAAGAAGUGGCAGAAAAGGAAACAACACCAAUACCCACAACAGCAGAAGAAGAAAAGAUCUCGAAAGUAGAUACAACUGAGACUUUAACAAUCGGCGAUGUACCAACUAUAGACAAACAAAAACUUACAUCAGUUGAAACGGAUGAAACGUACAGCGGUGAGGUUAUUAAGACAAUUCGUGUGCGCAAAACGAAAACUGUGAAAAAGAUUACACAAAACGUGGAAGAAUCCACGACGGAAAAACUUAGCACGGAUGUUGCGGCAAAAGAGGAUACUGAGGGUCAAUUAUUAGCUGAAGAGCCCAAUGACAUUGUGACAGAUGCCGAUGACAAUAGCGGUGUAGUAAAAACUGUAACUGUACGUACGACAAGCUUCGUGCGACGUAUACCACAUGAUGAGACAACACAAUCGGAAACGAGUGAAACCAACAGUGAAGAAAAGCAAAGAAAAUCACCUUUGCUCAUUGAAGAGCCAAGUGAAAGCUCAACAACCACUACACAAAUGGACGGCGCUAUCAUAAAAACGACAACCAUACGUACAAUGAGAUUAAACAAGACUAUUGCUUCAGAUGGGCGUAUACUAUUGAAAGAGAUAGAUAAUCCAGAUGACGUCAUAGUUACCUCCUCAAUUGAAAUGCCCGAUCAGGCAACAAUGCCGGAAGAAAAGAUCCCUGACGUCACUGUAUCGUCUGAAACUUUGACAACGGCAUACGUACCCACUGAAAGCACUAGUGCAAAGGUCCAACCAAGUGGUAUUGAUGAGGUUCAAAUUAUUGAUUCGGCAAAUAAUGUACAAACGAAAGCACAGAGUACUGGCAUUAAGGUAGUUGAUAUCGAAACAAAAGAGUUGCCAAAUGUUGAGGAACAGCUAAACACGCAAGAAACCAGCUCCACUGAUAGUACGCAAAUCUCUAGCACCACCACCUCUGACAUUACAGUCACCAAUAAGACAUUGAUUACACAAACUAACGAACAAUCUACCCAAUCCACCACUACCGUCACCAAACGCACUAGACUGACCACCAUACAAAGACCCAGUUUUGAAACUCAAGACAGCGAGCCAUUACAACUUGUUAGUGAACAAUACAAUAGCCCAUAUAAAUCAGGUGAAAUACGAAAAAUAGCGCUCAUAACUCAUGAGGAGAAGUACAAAGAACCUAAAAUGAGAAUGCAUUUCGAUUUCCCACCUGUUAGUCUACAAGUUACCGAGACCUUAACCCAAACGUUAGAGAAUGCUGCAAAUACUUCCGAAGAGAAGAAGCUUGUAGAAGAAGUGGUCAAUCAGCAAGUACAUACAGAGAGCACAGAAGUAGUUAGCCAACAGGUAGAGAUAGAAAAAGAAACACAGAGUACGGUAGCAGAGAAGCUUAUUGAAGAGGUAGAUGUAGUUAGUAACGUAACUUCGACACCAGUUGUGCCCGAUACGGAAACUAUGCAUGAAAAGUUAGAUGAAAUAGUUGAGGAGCAGAAACUGCGAACUCGCACAGAAAAGACAGAUUCGCUUAUUGAAAAGGUGUGCGAAGAGCAGUUACAGGAAGAAUUCAAUAUUGAAAUUAAUGACAGCAAAUUACAAAAUGUUGAACCAGUCACACCAACAACAGCCGUUGGAAAUGUUGCAGUGUCCGCCGCCAUACCUGUAGAAGUAGGAAGUCAGAUUGUAGAAAAGUUAGCAGAAACCGUUGUUACGCAGGCUAAAUCGGUAGAUACACAAGAUUUCGUAACCGAUUUGACCGCGGAGGAACAAGAACUGUUUGAGGAUAUUAAGAAGAAGCUAUCAAAGAAAGACAAAAAGAAGCGUCCAGCGCUACCUGAAGAUUUCUUCAAACAACAAGAAAUCGAUAGUACCAUGCAAUUAAUUACAGAGGAACGUUUAGUUAGCGAAGCUAGUGGCUUAGAGAAACAAGAACAUGUAGUAGAAGACUUGUUAGUUGUCAAAGAACCACAAAUAAAUACUGUAGUAGAGCAAAAUAUACCCAGUGAAUUGGUUAAAGAGGAAACAAGCAAGACAGACGAACUUUAUCACAAAUUAAUUGAAAAUGAAGAUUUCGUUAUUGAGUCGCAUGUUGAGCUUAUAGAAGAACCAAAGGUUGAAGAAGAAGAAGUGCAAGACAUAACAAAAUUGCCUGAAGUAAACGAACCCACUAAUAUUGCUAACGCUAAUGAAUUACCUGCUGCUAAACCCAGCGCUAGCGAUCUAACUGAAGAACCUAGUGCUAGUACUUCUUCAUUAACUUGCUUUGAAGUGCCUAAAUAUAAUAUAACCGAACUGCAAUUAGCCGAAAAGAGUUAUAUUGAAGUGAGUAGCAAACACCCUGAACCCAAAACAGAAGACUUACCUCAGCAAAACGAAGAUACCCCAGUUAGUGCUGUAAAUGAUAGGGACCCAAGUGAAAUUCCAAGUGAUAUAAUUUACGAAUUACCGAAAUACGAUGUCUCUGCUCUGGCGCGAGCUGAAUAUAAAUACCACAUCCAGAACCCAGACGUUGAAGCACCUAAAUUGGAGACCACUGCAACUGAGGUAAGUGAUUUAGAAGAAUCAAACUUAGUUAAGAAGCUAGCAGAAGUAGAGUUAGGUGAAAAAGAAGAUAAGUUAGUUUCUGAAACCACAACCACAAUAACAACCACAACAACAACCACGAUUUCAACAAAGGAAGAUAUUUCUGAAACUGCGAAAACCGAAAUGGUGAAUGUUGAAGCACCAGUAAUUGAGGAAGUGCCCAAGCAAAUCAUGGAAGUAACAGAGACUGUAUCAGUAGAACCGUAUGAAGAGUUGAAGCGUGAAGAAAAAUCAACUGAUUCUCACUACGUUGAAGAGACACCAGUCACCACUAAUAUUACAGCGGUUACCACUGCAAGUAAUCUCGCUGCGACUGCUCUUGAUUAUGAAAUUUUGGAAAUACCUAAGUAUAACUUAGAAGCCAUUAAAUUAGCUGAGAAAUUGUUCGUGACAAGCAUAGCUAAGCAAAUAGCUGACGUUGAAUCAGAAACUAAAAUACCACAAAAACAGGAAUCUGUGGAAAUUUUGGAUUCUAACAAAGACGAAGUUGCUAAGCCGCUGGUAACUGAAACAAUACCCGACACUACACGGACACCUGCCGAACCACACUUCUACUCCUUUGAAGUUUCAAAGUAUGAUCAUAAAGCUUUGCUCGCUGCUGAGAAUUAUUUUCCAUUGUUCAUUGGACAGCGCGAUGACGCAGAACAGGUUACCACUGUUAUCACUGAAACAGUGGAAGUACAGACACAAGAUACAAAACCUUUGGAAGAAAUCAAAGUACAAGAAGAAGAGAUAACCAUCACAAACGUUGAAGAAGCGAAUUCAGUUACUGUUUCAGAAGAAUCAUCACCAGUUUCUCAAACUACGCACACUACCACCUCAACCACUGAAGUCACCGUAACAACGGAGAUAACGGUUCCCGAAUCCAAGCCGGUAGAAGAAACUUCUUUAGUGGCUGAAGAGAAACCAAUCGAAAAGGUCGAAGAUGUGAAACCAGCAGCUGAGGUUGUAGAAUCGCAACCUAUUGUAGAACAACCUAUCGAACCAGUAAAAGAAGAAGAAAAGUCCGAAGCAACUAUCACUCAGUCCACUUCGCAAACCACUACUACAACCACUGUAGUUACCGAAACAGUAGAAGUAAGUGCAACAGAUUCAAAACCAGUCCAAGAAUCUCCUGUUGUGGCUGAAGAAAAACAAAUUGAAAAGGUUGAGGAAGUGAAACCCGCAGAAGAGGUCAUAGAUUCGCAACCUAUUGUAGAACAACCAAUCGUACCAGUAACAGAAGAACCGAAGAAAGCUGCUUAUGCUGGUCUUCCGAUUGACGAAUCUUCAGGUACAUGGAUGGAUGUCCUCGAUGAGCCAAUGGUAUUCUCCGACGAAGAAGAAACCAAGGAAGAACCUGUUACCCAGACUUCCUCGCAAACUACUACCACAACUAUUGUAGUUACUGAAACCGUAGAAUCAAAGACUUCAGAACCGAAACCUGCAGAAGAAGUUUCUUUAGUGGUUGAAGAGAAACCAAUAGAAAAGGUUGAGGAAGUUAAACCAGUAGAAGAAGUUGCUGAAGUGAAUGCUGUUGUGGAGCAACCCGCUGCGCCCGCCAAGGAAGAACCCAAGAAACCUGCUUACGCUGGUCUUCCAAUUGACGAAUCUUCAGGUACUUGGAUGGAUGUCCUCGACGAACCAAUGGUAUUCUCCGAUGAAGAAGAAACCAAGGAAGAACCUGUUACCCAGACUUCCUCGCAAACUACUACCACAACUAUUGUUGUUACUGAAACCGUAGAAUCAAAGACUUCAGAACCGAAACCAUUAGAAGAAGUAUCAAUAGUGGUUGAAGAGAAACCAAUCGAAAAGGUUGAGGAAGUGAAACCAGUAGAAGAAGUCGUUGAAGUGAAAGCUGUUCCGCAACAACCCGUCGCACCUGUCAAGGAAGUACCCAAGAAACCUGCUUACGCUGGUCUCCCAAUUGACGAAUCUUCUGGUACUUCGAUGGAUGUCCACGACGAACCAAUGGUAUUCUCUGACGAAGAAGAAACCAAGGAAGAACCUGUUACCCAGACUUCCUCGCAAACUACUACCACAACUAUUGUAGUUACUGAAACCGUAGAAUCAAAGACUUCAGAACCGAAACCUGCAGAAGAAGUUUCUUUAGUGGUUGAAGAGAAACCAAUCGAAAAGGUUGAGGAAGUGAAGCCAGUAGAAGUAGUCGUUGAAGUGAAUGCUGUUGUGGAACAAUCCACAGCGCCCGCCAAGGAAGAACCCAAGAAACCUGUUUACGCCGGUCUUCCAAUUGACGAAUCUUCUGGUACUUCGAUGGAUGUCCUCGACGAACCAAUGGUAUUCUCUGACGAAGAAGAACAAGUAGAAGAACCUGUUACCGAAACUAUCUCUCAGACUACCAUCACAACUACUGUAGUUACCGAAACAGUAGAAUCAAAGACUUCAGAACAUAAAUCAGUAGAAGAACUUUCUGUAGUGGUUGAAGAGAAACCAAUAGAAAAGUUUGAGGAAGUGAAACCAGUAGAAGAAGUCGUUGAAGUGAAAGCUGUUCCGGAACAACCCGCCGCACCUGUCAAAGAAGAACCCAAGAAGCCUGCUUACGCUGGUCUCCCAAUUGACGAAAAAGAAGUUUAUGUUGUGGUUGAAGAGAAACCUAUCGAAAAGGUUCAGGAAGUUAAACCAGUAGAAGAAGUUGUUGAAGUGAAUGCUGUUGUGGAGCAACCCGCUGCACCCGUCAAGGAAGAACCCAAGAAACCUGCUUACGCCGGUCUUCCAAUUGACGAAUCUUCUGGUACUUGGAUGGAUGUCCUCGACGAACCAAUGGUAUUCUCCGAUGAAGAAGAAACCAAGGACGAACCUGUUACCCAGACUUCCUCGCAAACUACUACCACAACUAUUGUAGUUACUGAAACCGUAGAAUCAAAGACUUCAGAACCGAAACCAUUAGAAGAAGUAUCAAUAGUGGUUGCAGAGAAACCAAGAGAAAAGGUUGAGGAAGUGAAACCAGUAGAAGUAGUCGUUGAAGUGAAUGCUGUUGUGGAACAACCCACAGCGCCCGCCAAGGAAGAACCCAAGAAACCUGCUUACGCCGGUCUUCCAAUUGACGAAUCUUCUGGUACUUGGAUGGAUGUCCUCGAUGAACCAAUGGAAUUCUCUGACGAAGAAGUGAAGUCAGAGGAAACUGUGGAUUUGAGACCCAAUGAAGUGAGUGCACCAGUGUAUCUACCAACAGACAAAAGUAAAUUCGAGCUCAUUGAGGAGAAACCUAAAAACAAGAAAAUUGUGACGUUCGAAGAUGAGAGUUCUCAUGAAAUUUUGGAAACUAAACCUGUUGACUCGUUUGUCCCUUAUGAGAAUGUGCAACUUGCACCAGAAAUUGUGCAUUACCCUGUCAGUAACUUCUCGGAAGACAUAAGCAUAGGUGAAAGCGAAUUGUUGGUUAUGCCUAAAUGGUCUGAUGGUAAACCACUUCAGGAAGAGAAAACUGUUAUUGAUACAUGGUCAAGCGUAUUAGAGGAUUCAUCACCUAUUUCACCAAAUAUAGCGUUUACUUCAAAAUUAUCUCCGGAUGCGCCAGAAUUUACCCCAUCUUAUUUACGGCAGGCAGACUCUGAUCAAAACAUACUUUUCUUGGAAAGCGAAAGAAAUCUUAACACUUCCGUGGCUGGACAGAAGCAACACGAGAAAGUGCAGAAAAAGUCUAAACAACAAAAAAGAGAAGAAAACUUGCAGAAAGUUGUUGCAGAAGAGAAGCAUAAUGACAAACCUUCAAAACUCAAUGUUGAUGCCGCGGAGUUUAAAGUUGCAGCCGAUACAAGGGACACAAGUACAACACGAGGAAAGUCCUAUGCUGAUAUUGUGUUUGGUGAUCAUUCGCACAUAGGGGAAUCUAAACCAAGCCUUUCCGUUGUCGAAAGUCAGACUGUAGCAGUAGAAAAGGUUGUCGACAAGGUUGUCCCUGUUGAGAGUAUUAAACCUAAGGAAGAGAAGAAAAAGAAAACAAAGAAAGAGAAACGCAGAACUGAACAAGUCGUUAAAGCAAUUGAACCGGAAGCAGAGGAAGUACCAGAGAAAGAGCCUGAAAAUGUUGAGGAAAUAUUAGAACCAACCAUUUCAGAUCUCCCACAAACUGUACCAGAUAGUUCGCCUCAACCAAUGCUUUCAUGGUCUUCUAUUGUGAAGAAGCCGGGUGAAUGGGUCGAUGACAUCGUUAGCAAAACAAAGAAGGUAUUUGUCGAGAGUGAUAAAAAGGUAUCCAGCACUGAAAGAAAAACAGAAAAGGAAGUUACCAAAGGAAAGCCUAUAUCAAAAGAAAGGGAAGAAAAGCCCAAAAAGACUAAGAAGCACAAAACUAAGGAAGAUUUGACGAAACAAGACAAGCUUCCUGAAACACAUACUCAUACCAAACCUGAUGACGCUGACUUCUUGGAAAGUGACGAAUCCGAUAUAUUGAAAGAAAAUGGUCAGAGUCCAGCGAUAUCUGAAGAUGAGCGUCAGCUUAAUGUGGAAAUAGCAGUUGUACCUGAUACCGAUGCAAAAACAAAACCUGAAGGAACCGUUAUAUCCUGGGCGUCAUUAGUAAGCAGACCAGGAGAAUGGAUAGACGAAACUGUUUCUAAACAAAAAGUGCCAGCGGAACCCGUUCAGAAGGCCGAAAAAGCAAAACCAACAAAAAUCAAAGAAAAGAAAACGAAAACAAAACCUAAACCUGAGAAAGUAACUAAAAAAGAAGAGCCUCAUGUCGAACAGACCGUCGACUCAAAUGUUGAAGAGAAAAGCGAUAAUAUAGUUGAGGUAGACCAAGUUGCGACUGUUAUAGAAGCAGAAGAAGUAACACUUGAAACAAAGAAACCAGAAGCUCCUUCUCAACCGCAAGGCUUUUCAUGGGCAGCUUUAGUAAAACGGCCUGGUGAAUGGGUCGAUGAUAUAAAAGAACGGAGAAAGGUGGAGAAAAUACCUGAGUCUAUUAACAGUGAAACAAUCUCAAAAUCAGAGACCCAAACCAGACAAACUAAAAUCACGAAAUCUGUUACUAAAAAAGUUAAGGAAAACACCCGUGUUUCUAAAGAGAGAACUCAAAAAGAUACUUCCCUUGUUACAACAUCUGACAGUGACUCAGAUAAGCAAGAAAGCCAACAGGCACAGCGUGUUCCUCAGUCGAAUAACAUGACAUGGGCCAAAGUUGCAAGUCAAACACACGAUAACUUAAUUGAAGUACAGACCCCCACAGACAAAGAAAUUCGUAAACCUAAGGAAACAAAACAAGCUAAAGAGUUCGCCCAACCUCAAGAAAAACUGAUACCUAUAUCUAAAAAAGAAGAAAGCAAAGAAAUACCUGCAGUUCAACCUGCUCCUUCUAAAAUGUCAUGGGCCUCGAUAGUAAGCCAAUCCACAACAGAUUUCAUUAGCAAUGAGCGAAAUAGACCCGCUCCGAAGACUGAAAAUGUCAAGCCUGUUCCACAGAAAGCUCAAAAAAUUGUAAAGCUCGAAAAUAUAAAGAUAGAGGAACAGGAGCCUACUUUUGAGCACAAACAAACUCUGGAUGAUUUCGAAUGGGAUAACAUCACCGAAACAACUCUUACAGCGACCGAUCAAGUAAGUGAACACGACGAUUGUCAUAAUCAAUCUAAAUCUUGGAAAGAUAUGAUUGAUGAAGACUCUGAUGACAUAUUUUGUGAAGACAUUCCAACUACACACACUGAGUCUAAAUCACAAGAAAAGUUUGUUGAAGAGAAACCCACUGAACAGGGACUAGAUACGAAAAAGGGCAAAGAGUUGAUUGAAGUGCAAAAUAUAACAGAACAACCCACAAAGUUAGUGAUAGAAGAAAGUGUCUCUCAGGCUACCCCGAAACCCACUACCACAAUUAUUGUUGUUACUGAAACAGUAGAAUCAAAGACUUCUGCACCGAAAAAAAUAGAAGAAGUUUCUGUAGUGAUUGAAGAGAAACCUAUUGAAAAGGUUGAGGAAGUGAAACCAGUAGAACAAGUCGUUGAAGUGAAAGCUGUUGUGGAACAACCCGCUGCUCCUGCCAAGGAAGAACCCAAGAAACCUGCUUACGCUGGUCUUCCAAUUGACGAAACUUCAGGUACUUGGAUGGAUGUCCUCGACGAACCAAUGGUAUUCUCCGAUGAAGAAGAAACCAAGGAAGAACCUGUUACCCAGACUUCCUCGCAAACUACUACCACAACUAUUGUAGUUUCUGAAACCGUAGAAUCAAAGACUUCAGAACCAAAACCAUUAGAAGAAGAAUCAAUAGUGGUUGAAGAGAAACCGAUCGAAAAGGUUGAGGAAGUGAAACCAGUAGAAGAAGUCGUUGAAGUGAAAGCUGUUCCGGAACAACCCGCCGCACCUGUCAAGGAAGAACCCAAGAAACCUGCUUACGCUGGUCUCCCAAUUGACGAAGAAGAAGUUUCUGUUGUGGUUGAAGAGAAACCUAUCGAAAAGGUUGAGGAAGUUAAACCAGUAGAAGAAGUUGCUGAAGUGAAUGCUGUUGUGGAACAACCCGCUGCACCCGCCAAGGAAGAACCCAAGAAACCUGCUUACGCUGGUCUUCCAAUUGACGAAUCUUCAGGUACUUGGAUGGAUGUAAUCGAUGAACCAAUAGUAUUUUCUGACGAAGAAGAAAACGCAGAAGAACCUAUUACCGAGACUAUCAUUCAGACUACCACCACAACUACUGUUACUGAAACCGUAGAAUCAAAGACAUCAGAACCGAAAACAGUAGAAGAAGUAUUUGUAGUGGUUGAAGAGAAACCUAUCGAAGCAGUUGAAGAAGUUAAACCAGUAGAAGUAGUCGUUGAAGUGAAAGCCGUUGUGGAACAACCCACUGCACCCGUCAAGGAAGAACCCAAGAAACCUGCUUACGCCGGUCUUCCAAUUGACGAAUCUUCUGGUACUUGGAUGGAUGUCCUCGACGAACCAAUGGUAUUCUCCGCUGAAGAAGAUAUCAAGGAAGAACCUGUUACCCAGACUUCCCCGCAAACUACUACCACAACUAUUGUAGUUACUGAAACCGUAGAAUCAAAGACUUCAGAACCGAAAACAGUAGAAGAAGUAUCUGUAGUGGUUGAAGAGAAACCUAUCGAAGAGGUUGAGGAACUUAAACCAGUCGAAAAAGUUGCUGAAGUGAAAGCUGUUGUGGAACAACCCACUGCACCCGUCAAGGAAGAACCCAAGAAACCUGCUUACGCUGGUCUUCCGAUUGACGAAUCUUCAGGUACUUGGAUGGAUGUCCUCGACGAACCAAUAGCAUUCUCUGACGAAGAAGAAAACACAGAAGAACCUGUUACAGAAACUACCUCGCAAUCUACUACUACAACAACUACUGUAAUAACUGAAACAGUAGAGUCAAAGACCUCAGAAUCGAAACCAGUAGAAGAAGUUUCUGUAGUGGUUGAAGAGAAACCAAUAGAGAAGGUUGAGGAAGUUAAACCAAUAGAAGAAGUUGUUGAAGUGAAAGCUGUUGUGGAACAGCCCACAGCACCCGUCAAGGAAGAACCUAAGAAACCUUCUUACGCUGGUCUUCCAAUUGACGAUUCUUCUGGUACUUGGAUGGAUGUCCUCGACGAACCAAUGGUAUUCUCCGACGAAGAAGAAAUCAAGGAAGAACCUCUUACAGAGACUACCUCGCAAUCUACUACUACCACAACUACUGUAAUUACCGAAACAGUAGAAUUAAAGACUUCAGAACCGAAAACAGUAGAAGAAGUAUCUAUAGUGGUUGAAGAGAAACCUAUCGAAGCGGUUGAAGAAGUUAAACCAGUAGAAGUAGUUGUUGAAGUGAAAGCCGUUGUGGAACAACCCACUGCACCCGUCAAGGAAGAACCCAAGAAACCUGCUUACGCCGGUCUUCCAAUUGACGAAUCUUCUGGUACUUGGAUGGAUGUCCUCGACGAACCAAUGGUAUUCUCCGAUGAAGAAGAAAUCAAGGAAGAACCUGUUACCCAGACUUCCCCGCAAACUACUACCACAACUAUUGUAGUUACUGAAACCGUAGAAUCAAAGACUUCAGAACCGAAAACAGUAGAAGAAGUAUUUGUAGUGGUUGAAGAGAAACCUAUCGAAGCGGUUGAAGAAGUUAAACCAGUAGAAGAAGUUGUUGAAGUGAAAGCUGUUGUGGAACAACCCACUGCACCCGUCAAGGAAGAACCCAAAAAACCUGCUUACGCUGGUCUUCCAAUUGACGAAUCUUCAGGUACUUGGAUGGAUGUUCUCGAUGAACCAAUAGUAUUUUCUGACGAAGAAGAAAACACAGAUGAACCUAUUACCGAGACUACCACCACAACUACUAUAGUUAACGAAACAGUAGAAUCAACGACUUCAGAACCGAAACAAACAGAAGAAGUUUCUGUAGUGGUUGAAGAGAAACCAAUCGAAAAGGUUGAGGAAGUUAAACCAAUAGAAGAAGUUGUUGAAGUGAAAGCUGUUGUGGAACAGCCCACAGCACCCGUCAAGGAAGAACCUAAAAAGCCUGCUUACGCUGGUCUUCCAAUUGACGAUUCUUCAGGUACUUGGAUGGAUGUCCUCGACGAACCAAUGGCAUUCUCUGACGAAGAUGAAAUCACAGAAGAACCUGUUACAGAGACUACCUCGCAAUCUACUACUACAACAACUAGUGUAAUAACUGAAACAGUAGAAACAAAGACUUCAGAACCGAAAACAGUAGCAGAAGUAUCUGUAGUGGUUGAAGAGAAACCAAUAGGGAAGGUUGAGAUAGUGAAACCAGUAGAAGAAGUCGUUGAAGUGAAAGCUGUUACUAAACAACCCGCUGCACCUGCCAAGGAGGAACCUAAGCAACGUGCUAAUGCCGUUUCUUCAAUUGACGAAUCUGCAAGCACUUGGAUGGAUGUGCACGAAAAACCAAUCUCAAGUUGGGCGGACAUUGUUACUGAGACAAUCGAGCAAGAACAACCAGUCAAAGAGAAAGAGAAAUUCAAUAAAAAGAAGACCAAAAAGGAUACAAAUAUAGAUUCUGUACCAGCGGUACAGCGUGGACGCAUGCCAGUGCACGAAAGUGCCUCAUCUUUUAUAGAGCAGGAAAGACAGCAUACUAUGCAAGCAAAAAGCAAACCUGAGCUCAAAAUUCAGCCGAAAGAUAUUCCUGAUAUUAAAACACCAGCCACAACUAUGUCGUGGUCCGAUAUAGUUAAACAGGAGAGCAAUGGAACUAAACCGGAAAAAACUGCUGAAAAGAAAGAAUUGCCGGUUCCUAAAAACUCCAGUGUAGAUAUUGAGGUAUCACAAGUUGAUGUGCCUGAGGUUUCGCAUUCUCACAGAUUAGAAAUCGUAACGGAUAAAACACCAAAGGAAAAGACGAAGAAACAAAAGUCCAGAAAGACCAAGAUGGAAGAACCGCCAAAAGAAUCUUACACAGUUCAAACAUAUCCUCAGGAAUCUACAAAUAUUGAGCAACCCAUUUCGUCUACUGCUUUACCAUGGUCUGUUAUUGUUAGUCAAAAUGUUGUGGAAGUUCCGAUUACAAAUAUAGGCGAAAUUGCGCAAAUUGCUGAACAGAGAACACGACAGAUUAAGAACGGUGAAAGCACAUUAAAACAAAUUCCUGUUGUGGAACAUUCCCAGCAUAAACCUAGCAAAGAACAAAUACAAACAUUUAUUGGACAUGAAAUUCACCAUUCCAAGAGUUCUCGAUCAAAACCGGUUGCAGAAGUGCCAACAACUUCUACACCUAUUGAACCUGUUGAAGAUAUUUUACCUGCAGACAAGGAAGUUGUUGAAGUCUCUUUAUCUUGGUCAGAUAUGGUUAAUGAAGAGCAGGAAGAGGAAAUUGUUCCACAACCAGUAAUAGAUACUCCCUCAGAACCAGUAAAUAGCCUAAAUACUUUGGAAGAAACACAAUCUCUCCAUAAGGCUGAGUUAAUAGAUGAAGAGAAAUUGACUGACAAACCAGAACCAACGCAUCCGAAAGAAAAGAAAGAGAAAUCAAAGAAGCAAAAGCUUAAAAAAGAAAAACGAGGACCUUCUAUUUCAGAUGAAACUGAAAAAGCUCAAAUUCUAGAAACUACUACAAUUGUUGAACCUGUCAAACACGAAGAAUCUGUCAAACAUGAAGAAACUGUCACGCAAAAACCUGUGGUUAUACCAUCUGUUUGGUCUAGAUCUGAAACGUACGCAGAAGUGGUGAGAAAGUCUGGUUUGACUGAAAAAUCUAAAAUUCGAUAUCAGGAGCCAGAAGUAAAAUCUGAUGUGCUGGAUAAAUCGCUUGAGACCGAAGCAUCAAGCGAUAAUUUCGACAUUUAUUCUUCUCUAGAAAAUGUUGCAGUGUUGGAGCAGGAAAAAUCAGAUAUCAUAUUUGAGGAACAUAUAGAAAAUGUUACAACUUUACCGGAAGUCGAACCCGAAGUUGAGUUUGAAAUACCUCAGAAGCCAUCGUUUGCCGAAACAGAGACAGAAAGUUCAGAAUUACCAACUGAAACGGCUGAAUUGUCAUGGAAAGAAAUAAUUGAAAAUGAAGAUGCAGAUCAAGUACAACCAGAAAUAACGUCGUGGGCUUCUGAAAUGACGUGGAAGGAAAUAAUGGAUGAUAAAAACCAACAUUCAACGGAACCAGGAACAUCAUCUUGGGCGUCCAUCGUUAGAAGUUUUGCUCCACAAGAAUCUGAAGAAAAACCAUUCGCAGCACAAAAGGAUAAAGAAUUUGAAGGCACCGUGACUUCAAGUCGUACAUCGCGCCCAAUAGAACGGCCAAUUAUUCAAAUUACGGAAACGUCAACUGUGACGGAGGAAACUGAAAGGAAAGAUGAUGAAGGAUUCCUUGAGGCCGUUUCUAAGAAAGAAAAACAACGAAGAAGAUCACGAUCUCGUUCACAGCAAUCAGUUCCAGAAGAAGUCGCACGAUCUCAAAAACAUACAAAAACUAAAAAAGAGACGCAGACCAAACUAGUUCGUCAAGACCUUAGUACUGAUCAACCAAAGGCAAUUCCAUCAGAUAGUUUAACGACCAAAAUACCUUUACAAGAACCACAACAGGUGUCCAAAAUAGUUGAGGACAAAAAGGUAGAAACACAGCAAAAAGUCAUAACACCACUUACAACCGGGCUAUCAUGGGCUGCAAUCGCUGCACAAAAUGUACCAGAGCCUGUCCAACAUAUAAGGCCUCUCUAUGAUGAACUACCAAUCGAACCAGCCGAAACUGAAUUUGACGUCAUCGCUGCAGAAAAAUUGCCUGUGAAAACGGCAAUUGCGCUAGAACCUGAAACGAAAGAAAAAGCCAAAAAAUCCAAGAAAAAGAACAAGAGAAAGCCAGCGGAAAACGUUGAGCCAGGAGACCUGCAUGUAGAAUUGUCUGAAGAAAAUAGUGAAAGCAUUAAACCGACAUCCACUGCGCCCACUACAUCCGACGCCUUUGUGAGCCAAACAUCGUAUUGGUCUGCCAAAUUGAAGCCUCAGCUAAAGGUUUCAACGACUGAAGUCGAUGCAAAAUCUGUGGAACAGGUUCCUGAGAAAAUAGAAGUUUCUGACAUUGUACAGAGUACCGAAAAAGUUACCGUACAAUCACCAACAGAUCAACCAACUACGUGGUCAGCACUCAUACAAACUGAAACUACCGUAUUUCCAGAACCAAUAAUCGAUAGUCAACAGCCUGAACAGUCGGUUCCAUGGACAACUCUUGUUGUAAGUAAAACAACAGAUUUCCAAGCGCCCAAAGCACAAGAAGUCACAAAUGCUACUACUGAUUUCCUUAAUCAAGAAAGAACUUCAGCAGACAAGCAAUCAUUUGUAAAAGUUAAGGGCUUUUCGUAUGCUGAUGUUGUAAAGACCGAAGAGCUUCCUGCGCAGGUAAUCAAAACAGUUCCUGUAAAGGAGUCAUCUAUCGUGACUGAAAGUGUGAAAGGCUCACCAACGGUUAUCGAUGUAUUUGAGUCAACUAGUAAAGCUUAUAUUGCUCAAGAACCUAAACAAACCGUGGAGGAAUCAACUAAGGUUGUUGAAAUGGUACAAACGACUAUAGUCGAAACUACAGAACACGAGCUUGUGAAUAAACCAGAAGCGGUUGAAAUUCUGGAACCAACUAAAGAACCUAAAAUUCCUCAAGAGCCUGAACGGAGCGUAAAGGAAUCAACCACGGUUGUUGAAGUGGAAGAAAAGACUACAGUCAAAACUACAGAACCCGAGCUUGUGAAUGAACCUGAAGUUGUUGAAAUACUGGAACCAACUAAAGAACCUGAAAUUCCUCAGGAGCCUGAACAAAUCGUAGAGGAAACAACCAAGGUUGUUGAGGUAGUGGAAACGAUUACAGUUGAAACUAGAGAACCAGAGCAAGUGAAAGAACCUGAAAUUGUUGAAAUACUGGAACCAACUAAAGACCCUGAAAGUCCUCAGGAAACUGAACGUAACGUAGAGGAAUCAACCAAGGUUGUUGAGGUGGGGAAAACGACUGCAGUUGAAACUAGAGAACCAGAGCAUGUGAAAGAACCUGAAAUUGUUGAAAUACUGGAACCAUCUAAGGAACCUGAAAGUCCUCAGGAGCCUGAACAUAGCAUAGAGGAAUCAACCAAGGUUGUUGAGGUCGUGGAAACGACUACAGUUGAAACUACAGAUCUGGAGGUUGUAAAAGAACCUGAAGUUGUUGAAAUACUGGAAUCAACUAAAGAACCUGAAAUUCCUCAGGAAACUGAACAUAACGUAGAGGAAUCAACCAAAGUAGUUGAGGUGGUGGAAACGACUACAGUUGAAACUAGAGAACCAGAGCAUGUGAAAGAACCUGAAAUUGUUGAAAUACUGGAACCAACUAAAGAACCUGAAAGUCCUCAGGAGCCUGAACAAAGCAUAGAGGAAUCAACCAAGGUUGUUGAGGUCGCGGAAACGACUACAGUUGAAACUACAGAACACCAGCUUAAGAAAGAACCUGAAGUUGUUGAAAUACUGGAACCAACUAAAGGACCUGAAAUUCCUCAGGAGCCUGAACGAAGCGUAGAGGAAACAACCAAGGUUGUGGAGGUGGUGGAAACGAUUACAGUUGACACUAGAGAACCCGAGCUUGUAAAAGAACCUGAAGUUGUUGAAAUACUGGAACCAACUAAAGAACCUGAAAGUCCUCAGGAGCUUGAACAAAGCAUAGAGGAAUCAACUAUGGUUGUUGAGGUGGUAGAAACGAUUACAGUUGAACCCCAACUUGAGAAAGAACCUGAAGUUGUUGAAAUACUGGAACCAACUAAAGAACCUGAAAUUGCUCAGGAGCCUGAACAAAGCGUAGAGGAAACAACCAAGGUUAUUGAAGUGGUGGAAACGAUUACAGUUGAAACUACAGAACCCAAGCUUGUGAAAGAACCUGAAGUUGUUGAAAUACUGAAACCAACUAAAGAACUUGAAACUCCUCAGGAGCCUGAACAAAGCGUAGAGGAAUCAACCAAGGUUGUUGAGGUGGUGGAAACAACUACAGCUGAAAGUACAGAACCCCAGCUUGUGAAAGAACCUGAAGUUGUUGAAAUACUGGAACCAACUAAGGAACCUGAAAGUCCUCAGGAGCUUGAACAAAGCAUAGAGGAAUCAACUAAGGUUGUUGAGGUUGUAGAAACGAUUACAAUUGAAACCACAGAACCCGAGAUUGUGAAACAACCAGAUAUUGAAGAAAUACUGGAACCAACUAAAGAACUUGAAACUCUUCUUGUGCCUGAGAUUGUAAGACAAGAAAUCGAAGUGAAGGAUUCGAAACUUGAUGUAACUAAGGAUUUCCUUGCAACAGAAAUAGCUAUGCAGGUUAAAGAUCAACAGCUAAAAGUUACUGAACAUGAAAAUCGUGAAGAAGUGGUUGUAAAUGUUCAAGAAACUGAACUAAGAAAGGAACCAGAUAUAGUUGAAGAACAGAUUAGUACCUCUUUACCAGAUCAAAUCGUAGACUUUAUUGAAGGCGAGCGUGUAUCUAUAAUCUCACAAAUUGAAAAAGAUCCAAAGAUAAUUGAAGGGUUAGGUAUUGAUUUUAACCAAGUCGAUAACGGGUAUGCAGUUAUCGAGCCUAUCGACUUCUCUGAUAAUGACGAUAACGACCUUUUAAGGGAGAAUAUGCGCUUAGAUAGCAGCACAUUAUUGCGUCCAAAUUAUGAAGAGUUUGAGUCAAAAUUACGAUUAGUUUUAGAUGCAGUAACUUCGAAAGCAGAAGUGCCAUCUGAGGCAGAGAUAACAAAGUCUCCUCAAUCUGUUCAACUUGUAGAGCAACCAGAUAGUGCUGAUGAUGUGCCAUCUUCCGAAGAGAUAAUAAAGACUGCUCAAUCUGUCGAACUUGUAGAGCAACCAUCUAGUUCUGAUGUAUUGACUGAUGAACUCUUGCUUAACCUUACCCGAGAUACCUUUAUAAGACAAGUGCAUAGCUAUACCCAAUUGACGCAAUACGAACGUUAUUGGGCACUUUUCGUAGAGUCUAAUAUUCACACCGAACUUGUACAAAAGACUGAAACUAUAAUGGCCGAACCAGUAGUGGUUGAAGCCAUUAUAGAACCAAUUGAUGAGCAGAAGACACAAAAGACUGAAAUACCAGCUUUAACCAAGCAAAUCAUUCCUACAGAACUAUCACAACCACCUGCUUCGAAUCUUGACACGCUAUGUAGAAACUUGUACAUGGAUGUGUGGCAACACGACACUAACGUCGAACUAGUGGUGAAUAGAAACGAACCGACAGUUGAAAGUGUGAUCUCGGUAAACGAAGACAAAGAAAAACCCACUGAAACAAUGACUGUAAUUGACGAACUGACUGAAGAAGAACAGAAUAAACAGACGAUAGACAUUGAAGAAAACAAAGAAGACGACAAAGAAGAAGAAGAAGAGGAGGAAGAAGAAAAAGUUGAAGAAAUUGACAAUAGCAAAACAGAUCGUGACUUUGAUGAACAUAAACGUGAUGACCGUGACGACCCUGGUAGUGGCAGUAGUGGUAAUGUUACGCCCACACCUGAACCCGACACCAAUGCGUACAAUCCAAAUCAAAGUUGUUCCUCAGAGUACAUGUCAACCGAUUUGCCAGGUGGUGUAGGUCAUUGGCACGAUCAAAGCACAUAUCUCGCUUUGAAUGCCGCCGCGGGUGAUGAACCCGAAGCGACAACCCUAACAGAGACCGAAACAGAAUUUGUACACUCCGAAGUGCCGCUUGAGUUACUAACCGAAACUAAAACGCAAGUAGUACUAACACCAACAGCAACUGCAACGCCGUCAGCGUCCAAUAUUGUAAAUGUGUCCGAAACAACUCAACCCAUCCCCAUCCCAACCCUAUCCCAGACACCAACACCCGUUCCAACACCAACGCCAGCGUCACCAAUCAUUACCCAAAUCGAAAAUGUACCCACUACCACCCAUGUCGAAAGCGACACCACAAGUAAGCUAACACAAUUGGCGGGCGCCAUUAUUAAUACCGUUAAUGUGGCCACCCACGCAACAAAUACGGCAAUAACGGCAACUAAGGAAGCAGCAACAGCUGUGCUCGCGCCCAUCGUGACGGCGGCGAUCAGUGAUAAGGCAACAACACCGCAAACAAACGCACAAAAUACAAUACCAACAACAGCAACAACGCAAGAUACGAAGUUCGAAGAAGACAAAGUUGUUGAGGUGACGGUGACACUUCCAGCGCCUGCCGUUGAAGAGACGGUGACGCUGCCAACAACUGAAGCACCGUUGCAAACGCAAACAGUAGCAACGACAACAACAACAGCAACGGAAACUGAGUCGAUCGGUUCAGGUGUGCCACCAGCGGUGCUGGCACCAGCUGUGGCACCCCUUGCACCGCUGACAACAACGCAAACAACAACAACGACGACAACGGUCACCGACGAGUUGUAUCGCCCCGAAUUCGUGGUGCGUACCGAGUCCAAUGUGAUUAAGCGUACGACGACAACAACAACAGUAACGACUACCACCACCGGCAGCGGUACAACGACGACGGCCAGCGAUGCAAGCGCUAGCUUAUUGCGUCAGCAACAACAACAACAACAGCAGCAGGACUUAACGCACGAUAUCGAAGAUUUACUGCAAUCCCUAUCGACGGUCGAAGAUGGCAUUGGUAAUUUGCCGAGCGCUAGUUUGGAUGGCAUGCUGCAAGGAUUGAAGCUAAUCCAAGAAAAUCUGGAAUACCAAGAAAAGGAAGCAACACGUCUACAAGAAAUCGGACAAACACUACCAACAGAUCCCGGCACUGAGCGCAUACUCAACGAGAUAAAAGAUCGUAUUGAUCUGUUAUUGCGUCGCACGCAGCAAGGGAUCACAAUGAUAGCGAACGCGAUGCACGGUCAGAAGAAGCGCGAGGAGGAACUCAACGAAUACCAAAUGCAUUUGAUUGCAUUGCAAGAAUGGAUUAUGGAAGUAUCGCAACAACUUAAAGACCUCGAACCGACACCCGAAGUCGCCGAGGAUGAGGAACAACUGAAAUCACAAGCCGAACGCAGCCAGCAAUUGCUACGUACGCUCAAGGAUAAACAGCAAUCGCUGGAGGAGUUGGUCGAGAAGACGCGUCUACUGCAGCAACAUGAAGACGUCGCACCAAUGGCCUGUGAUCUGAUGGAUCAGCUUGCACUUAUUAUCACGCUGCUGCGUGAACAAAUCACUGUCGCCACCACACGCAUUUAUACCAUCGAGAAGACUAUUGUGGAGCUCCGUAAAGCUAGACAGGAAGAAGAGCACCGCAAGCGCGUGGCAGCCGAUGCUUUGAUACAGCCACCAAUCAGCGCGCCAGUAUCCAUUGAAUCAAAUGCUAGCACCAUUGAUUCAACACCGAUGCCAGAGGAGGAAGUUAAACCAGUGCAAAUACAAGCACUUGCAGUAGAAACCCAAACGUCCGAGAGUCUCGCCGCACCACAACCUCAACCAGUUGUGGAGACAUACACAGUUGAGGCGCAAACUAGUUUCGCAGAGCCAGUUGUGCCAUUAGCGCCUUUCGUCGAAACCACUGAAACUGCCAUGCAGACGCAGAAGGAGCGUAAGCCUACCGAGAACAUUUUAGUCACCUCCACCAUACAAGCCGGUCAGGAGACUAUACAGAUUGAUACUAUACCGAAUAAAGAGAUACCUGAAGUGCCAGAGGAUGUCGAAAUCGAAGCGCGUUAUCAUCAACAACCGCAAGGAGAUGUGGAUCGGGCCACCGAAUUGGUAUUGAAAAAUGUACCGCAAGCAUUCGAAACCACCUUUGUUGAACCCGACCAAACUACCACCGAAGUUGUGGUGGAUGCAGAUGGUACGAAGCACAUUAUUGUAAAGAAAGUAACGCGCACACGCCAACAGGUGGUGCAGCAUCAACAAAUCAGUUCAAUUGCCACGGUCACGGAUGCCGAUGGUAAUAUACAAAUUCAAUCGACCGGACAAUUGAAUUUGGAAAAUGUGCAAACUGCCGAUACCAGUGGUGAUGAUCAGCGCGGCUAUCAGACGGUGAUAACGCAGCAAACACGCGGUACUGUCGUAGACGGUUCGGAUCCAAAUGCAGUGGUCGUUAAGGAGUUCGAGACGGAGCCAACAAUCGAACGUUUUGAGCAACUGCAAACACCUGAGGGCCAACAAACCGAAAUGAUUACCGUUGUUAGUGAGGGUCCGACAACCACGGCCACUUCGCAAAGCAGCAUACGCGCGGUUGUGCAGCAAGUAACGCGCAAAAUCAUACGAAAGACACGUAAGAUUAUUAAGCGCAUCGUGGUAAUCGAUGGUGUGGAACAUGUCACCGAAGAGGUGGUUGAAGAGCCAGAAGAAAUCGAGGUCAGUGAAGAAGAGUUGCCACCACAAGUGAAUGUGAAUAUCAUACGCACCGUCAAUGGCAAAGUGGUGACCGAGGAAGAGUUCGAACGGCUGACGAAAGAACCAGGCGUGGUAAUUGAAGAGGUUUCGACUGAUUUGUUGGAACCGCAAUUGCCACAGACAAGCGCACCUGUAGACGAGGCUGUGCCGUUAGUGACAGACUCGACGCAGCCGCAACAGGUAUUUGAAAUUGAAUCUUCUACUAUUCCUACUACAACAACACAAACACAACCAACAACAACCAGUAUUAUAACAACAAGUACUACAGAAAGAACUACAACAACAUCAACAGACCAAGCACCAGUAGAAUUUGUUGAUUUGUCCGCACCAAAAGUAGUUGAACAAAGAAUAAUUGAAACCGUAGAAACUACUAGUACUAGCCCUGUUAAUAUUCCAGCGGACUUAAGUACGACACCCUAUGAACAGACAAUAGUAGUUGAAGAGGAAGUUUCACCAAGCGUACAAACCAUCGAACCAACUAAACUCAUAGAAAAUAUUCAUGAGAUUUGGCCAAAAGAACAUCAUUUGGUGCCAACUGAUAUCGAUUUCUCUCAUCACCCCGAUGACGCAACUAAACCAUCGGUUGAGACAUAUGAAGUUAAAGCAACCACUGAGUCCAAACCAGUGGAUACUGUUUGGCCAAUUGAUGAAGAUACGGGUUAUCCGGUUUCUCUGGAAGAAUACAAAUUCGAAAAAGUUGUAGAACCCAAAGGAAAGCCUAAAGAAAGUGAACCAGAUCAAAAGACGGCAACAGUGACAACAACAACUAUUACAACAGUCACCACUGAGCAGCUAUCGCCAGAAACCACUGAAUCAUCAGCACCCGCUGCCACUGAAUUAGUUAUGCCGCAAUUGGCUCCAUUUAAAGAGCCGGAAAGUAUUGCAGUAUUACCAAAAGAUGCUACCGACCCAGUAUCACAUGAUUCUGAACCACAAGUAUUAACAUCGGUUAAAGAACCUGAAAUCUCGUUAAUUGAAACUCAAGAACCUACUCCCGUACCUUUUGAACCAACAGUAUUAGAACCAGAACUACCAUCCUCACAAGUCACCAUUGUCAAGGAAGUACCUGAAGAGAGACCAACACAACCUGAAGAAAAGCUAGUCACUGAUGUUGCCACAACCGCAGAAGAACCAGAAACAAUUAUUGUGGAAACACCUGCCAGUGAGCUUGUUUCAUUAACAUCUACCGAAACAGUUACCAAAACGCCAUCUGAGGACAAGUUUCUGCAACCGUUACCUGCCGAAAAGUCCCAAAUCGACAUACGAGCUGCCACACAGCUCUUUAUUUCUGGUGAAGUCUUGGCCACUGACAGUGAUUCUCCACGAAAAUCAUUCACAGUGACUGCGCCAUCUAUUGAGCAAACCGGCAGCGGUGUUUUGAAAGUUGUUAUGACACCUGAGGAAGAUAUUGACCCUACACAAUUGCCACCUAAAGUGAGUAUGACAAUUGUUGAAACCUCAACGGUGACCGAAACAGAGCGUGAGGAUACGACAUCGCGCGGCGAUGAAUUGAAUCUCACACCUGCCGAUGCCAAGCGAAGUCGUAAGAAAAAGAAAAGAAAGGAAGAUGUCGAACCUGAAUUUGAGCAAAGUGAAGAGGAACCUAAGGUUGAGAAAUCUGAGGUGCCUGUGUCUAGAAUUUCAGUGUCCGAAAUCGACAUUGAAUCUCCUCGUGAAACUGGCUAUGAAGCCGAUGACGUAUCUCUUUAUGAUUAUGAGAAUGAAGAUUUUAGAAAGAUGCGACAUAAGCGAAAGAAGCAAAGAUCAAGAAUACCUGAAGAUGCAGAGUCUCAUGUGCCAUCAUCAGAAGCAACACCACGUGAUAUUGAUACACCCAGUUUGGAAUCAGAAGGUAAAGUUAAGCAGGAGGUGAUUGCCGAGAUUAGCCCAGAAAGUGAAGCGACCAGCAUUGAAGUAGAUACUUCAGUGAAGGUUGUGGAGGAAGCGGUUUUAUCGCCAGAUUCUGAUUCACCACGUGCACCGCUUACGGAGCUAGUAAUUCCUACCGAGGUAAUAGAAAUUUCCUACGUAGAAGAUGAACAGCAACAAACCACGCCUCGUGAAGAACCGUCUGCACCGAGCUAUGAAGAACCCGUCAAAGAGAUCAAAUCAUCUCAGACAUCUCCCGAACAUAAGCCCAAACAAGAAGAAAUAUCCUUGCAGACAAGCAUUGACGUUGUACCAGAAAGUCAAGAGACUGAGGCGCAGACUAUCACAGUUGAAAUAACGGAUACUGAGAUGCAAACAACACCACGUUCUGAGGAGCUAGUUACACCAAUAGCUCUUGAGCCAAAACAAACUGAGGAAGAAGAAGUACAAACUGAGGCACCUUAUUCAGAACCUUUGCCGCAAGUAGAAGUACCCGCUAAGCCAGAAACCACAGAAAUAUCAAGCCAAACAAUUGUGGUUACCACCAUUGAAAAGGAACUACAAACUACACCUAAAGAGUCACCGCGCUCACCUGAGGCAAGUACCAGCGAUGUCGUUCAACCUUUAGUACAUGAGCUGGUCAAAGAUUUGACUACAGAUUUACCAACUGAAAAGGUUGAAAAAUCUGACCAAGCUAUUGGCACAGAUUACACCGUCACUCAUGAGACUUACGUACAAACUCUCACCCCGGAACCGGUGGAUUAUGUUCAACCUGCAAGCACACCUGAGCCGGUAAUUGAAGAAUUCAUAGAACCAGUACAAGUGGUUAAAGCACCUGCAGAGCAACGUGAUCAGCACACAACCACCUUUGAGUUGACUCAACUUGUAGACUCAACAUCACAGACUACACCACGUGAUGAACCUCAACCAGUAGAACAGCCUGUUUCUUUAGAACCUGUUACACUAACAGAAGAUAUUUCAUCAACAUUGACUUCCUUAUCUGAGCCGUACAAUAUUGAAAUUCAAACUUCAGUGGCAAUACCGGCAGAUACGGACAACUCAGAGAUUGACCCGAUUGUAUAUGAGCAUACACAAACAAUUGAACUGCCCAAACGGGAUAAAAAGAAAAAGGAUAAGAAAAAGAAGAAACAUACCGCUGAAGAAAAGCCAGACGAAGAUGAGUCUAUUGCUGAGCAGUUACCAGAGGUCAAUGUGAAUAUCGAAAUAGCAAAGGACAUUGUACCUGAAGCAGGUGUGGUUGUAACUACUAGUCAGCAAGUGUCAGAUGAUACCGGUUCACGAACUAUGGAAAAGAAACCACAAUUGGUGCAACUGCAAAUCACUAAAACGACGGUUUAUGAGGAAUUCCCUGAUUUGCCGCUACAGGUCAGUGAGCAAAGUAAGGUGAACCUUACCAGUCAGCAAGGUAGCAAACCACGUUCCAGACCAACUUCAUCCGUCAUGAUUGAGGAAGUGAGCUCACCAACAGAAGAGAUUGUUGUGCCACUAACACCAGGUCCCGAUAAAGAUAUACCAGAAAGUGCCACUGAAAGCAUUUGGUUAGCGGCAACAACAGCAGUUGGUAUUGACAAGACACCUAAGGAUGCCUCACAGGCAAUGAUUAUGUCUGAAAGUCUACAACACUAUCCUGGAUCACAAGUCAAACCAAAGGCUGUGGAUGUUUGGGCUGAAACGAAGCAAGUCAUCGGUGGACGCAUUAGAUCAUUGAAAGAGUCUACACCUGAGCAUAAACCAUUAAGCAAUGUAUUGCAUUUAGCUACCCUAUCCGACAAGAUAACGGAUAUGCCUGUGGAAGUACGUGCGCAGGAAGUCAAUCAAGGCUUGCACGAUUUGGAGGUAGCUGUAAAGCAAGGUGAUCGCACCGUCAUUGAAACUACAGUCAUAACCGUUAUUGAAAAAGUCUCAACAUGGCUCGAAACCGUUGAGUAUCGCGUAUACUUAAUCAGACAAAACUCUGAUGAAGGUCCUUCCGAGCAGAAGUUGGACGAUUAUAAUCAGUUGAACGAUGAACUCGGCACCAUUAAGUCGAAUGUCAGCACACUCGAAAACCACUUGGAGAAAGCUGACCACUUAACUGGGCCUGAGGUGCAGCAGUGUGUUGAUGCGCUAAAGGAGCAUGUCAAUGCAGUGGAAGAAGUGACCAAAGACAACCAGGCACAAGAUACUAAAGAGCUGAAUAAGUGGAAUAAUUUUGUCGUAUUGAUACAUCGCACCACCAACAUUUUGGAAGAACUUCAAGAACGUUACGACACCAUUGUGUCGCAAGACAUAACACUGAAUGGAAAAUUGCGCAGCCUCGAUGAAUUGGAGGCACAAAACAGAGACGUACAAGCUAGUAUCGCAGAGCUCACACAAAGUGCGCGCGCAUUCCAACGUAACUUCCCCGGCAAAAAGGUGCCGCAAGACAUCUACAAUUCCUAUGAAGUUUGUAAAAACAUUGAAAACAACAUACAGGCUGAACGCGAUCGCUUGCUGCAGUUGCAGUCACUAGCCGAAGAGUAUGAGCAAACACUCAAGGAAUUCACCAACAUCACUGUGCUGGCCGAUAAGAUGGUCGAAAGUCCAAUUAUAUCCAGCACAUUGGAACAACUCAACAAUGAAGUGCAGAAACAUCGCAAAUUCUUUGUAAACCUCAGCCAUUGCCGUGCCAUGUUGGAGUCACUGGAAGAGAAUAUCGAUACCGAGACGAGAGAGAAGCACGCGGAGUUGCACAAAGAACUCUAUAAUCGCGCAACCGUGCUUUUGGAAAAGGCUUCGGAACGUUCAUCGAAAUUAGUGCAAGCUGCUUCACGCUGGACGGUAUUAGAGAAGGGCAUGAAGGAUGAAUUGCAAUGGUUACAUGUGGCACAGCAGCGUGUGCCCGAUUUGUCUGCUGUCACUUCUGCAGACUACGACCAAUACACUACGCUAUAUCAGUCCAUCAGCAGCGACAUCUCGAAUCACUACUUGAAAAUGACACAACUCUCAAAUAUUUCCAAUAAACUGCAAGAUCUCGUGCAGGCGCCCAAUCUAGUCGAAGAGACAAACGAAGCACUCAUUGUACUGCUGAAAUUGCGUGAAGAAGUCUCUCUGUACCUGCAUCGUCUGCUCGUCUUUAAAGAAAUUUGGGCACAGUAUGAAAAUCAAACCGAUAAAAUGGAGACUUUCGUACGCGAAGCUGAGAAGGAAUUGCGCAACAUACAUAUACCUGAAGAUCCACUAGAGCAGCCAAUUGAACAUAUGCGUCAGUUUUGGGAGAUGAAGGCACACUUUGAAAUGCACAAUAACAUACGUAAUCUAGCGGGUCAUAGUUUCGAAAAGGCACUGCAAGUCAUACCGCUCGCCGACGAAAUGCUACAGCGGCAAUUCCAUGCACAACUCGAAGAUCGUUGCCAAAACAUAGCCGCCUCUAUUGAGCGUAUACAGAAUAAUAUUGUGAAUAGCCUGGCCUCUCAAGACGUGCCACCCGAAGAGAAACUGAAAUUGGUCGAACGUGAGUUGCAAGAAAUCUAUCUGACAAUGACCAGCAUUAAGGGUGUAAUCAAGAAUGAGGAAGAGCUCUGUCUCUACAUUGAGCGCAUACAAGUGCUACGUACGCGUGUUGGUUUCAUUGGCAAUGAAUUGGGACGCAUCGGUCUGCAAGAACCAUCCGUCGAACCGGAAAAGGUGGGCGAACUCUUCGCGCUCUCGCACAAGAUCAACACGCAAAUUGCGGAAGAACUCGAAGGCGCCUCCGUGUUGCGCGAACAAUUGCGCGCCAUACAAGAGGGCAUACAAAAUCUGCGCAAACAUCAAACAAAACUCUCGGUCAUAUUGGACGAAUGCGAAAGCGCUGAGAAACUGAGUAGCGAAGCCAUUGAAAAGGCGGUAAUCGAUUGUCAAGCAGUUGGUGAAGAUCUCAUCGGUAAUUGGCAAGAAAUCAUGCGUAUACGACAAAUGUUGCAUACGUUGCCGAUGCGCUUGAAGAUGUCGGUGUCGCCUGUGAAAUUGGAGCGUGACAUCUCGCAGCUGCAAGACGAUCACGCCUUCUUGGAGAGCAAAUGCACGAACAUACUGGCAAUAUUGAGAAAUCGUUUGGCGCUUUGGUUGCGUUAUGAGCGCCAGCUGGAGUUGGUGCACGAUUCCGUGCAGGAGACUGACUUUAUGAUGGAAUUGCUCAAGGUGCACGGGCAGGUUGACUACGAACGGCUGCGCAAGGCCACUGAGCGGCUAGAGGGUCUUGCUGGUGAUUUGCAAAAUCGUGAAACACUCUUGGAUGACUUAAAAACAUCGGCUAAGCCUCUUAUCGAAACAUGCGAUGUGCAAAUUGUCGAACAGAUCGAGUCGGCUGUGCAGGAUGCGGUUGUAGCUUGGAAUGAUACGUCGGAUAAUUUGCUACAAUUGUGUACGCGUUAUCAACGCGCUGUCGAGCUUUGGGAGAAAUAUCGCAACGCCUCGGCGGCCAUACGCAAUUACGUAGAACAGCAAAUGGAUACGGUGCAGAGUUUGGAACAGCCGCGGGAGACGCUGCAAAGUGCUAAGAUCUGCCAGGAUAAUUUGAACUCGCAAACGGAUCGUUUGUCGGAGCUGCGCGAUAUCGUUACGAAAAUAGCCGCCGAUAUUGGUUUGGAUGCCUCCGGCCUCAUGCAAGGCGAAUUGGAUGCGUUAGGCCAACGUUUGCAAGACUGCAAGGAGGCCAUUACCACAUUGGCCAAUGUGGCCGAAGCCAAGGAUAAAGAACGCAAGGCCAUCGACGAGAAUGUACAGCAAACAAAAGCGUACUUGAACAAUGUACAGAAGGACGUCGAUCGCCAAGCGCAGGUCACCGCCACUGGUGUGCCUAGCGAGGAGCAGCUAACGGCAUUGCGCACCCACUUGCAAACACUGGCUCGUACCGAGGAAGAGCUGAAACAGCUGCGUGAACGAAAUAUUGAGAAUACGACGACUGAACGUGGAAAUUUGACCGAUGAUGAUAACACCAUCAUCGAGGUGCUGGAGUUAUGGCAGAAGAUAUUCCAAGAUACCUUCCAAGAGUAUCAUCGCCUCUCCACACGUUUGCUGCGCAGUCAGAACAGCGCUGAGGCAUUGAAGUUGUGGCGUCAAUACUUGCAGCACGUGCAACAAUUCCUCGCCUGCAACAUACCUGAAGACUACACAAGUCUCAAGGAGCAGCAGCAUCUGUGUGAGAUACAUCAAAAUCUGCUUAUCUCACAGCAAAAUGUGCUCGCCACACACACGGAAGCCGAACAACAACUCGAACCGGCACUCGCUGAACAAUUCAAAGUGUUGACGAACAUGCAUAACGAGACGCUGUCGCGUAUUAUGCAACGCAAUAAUGAGCUGGAGGCGCGCAUGACUGCUUGGAACACGUAUCGCGCUGAUUUGGCGGCGCUGCUCGAGUGGUUGAAGGAACGCGAGAAGGAGCGCACACGCUUGCAACUGCGUUACAUACACCUAAAGCGCGUGCCACGUCUCAAGCAGCGGCUGGAUGAGUUACUACAACAGUUGCCAGCCGGAGAAGCAAUGUUGACGCAGUUGAAGGAGCAGCAAACUGGUUUGUUGCGGUUCUGCGAUGAUGCGCUCGCCACCUCCAUACGCAUGGAACAGUCAAGUGUGGCACAACGCAUUAACAACUUGAAGGCCGCACUCGAAACAUGGAAUAGCUUCCUGUUGAAAAUCUCACAGCUGGCAGGCGCUUACGAGCAACGUACCGCUCAGCUAGAUACCGAGUUCGACAAAGUGCAACAGCUGGUAAACAAAACAAAUGCGCUGUUACCCACCAGUGCCAGUGAUAUACAGGAUUGUCUGAGUAAACUGCGUGCGCAGCAAGUACAUCUCUCGACGCUCACGCAAGAUCUUGAAGCGCUCAAUGUCACACAAGAGGAACUCAAGGAAUGUAUUAGCCCGCACGAUAUGAAGGCCAUAAGACAGAAGAUUUGGCUGCACUGGCAGCAGCACGCUGAUCUCGAAUACCAACUCACGACUUUGAUAAACAUCAUCGAGGAGCGCUUGUCUUUGCAUGCGCUCUUCAAUACACGCUACGAGCGUUUGGCGCACUGGUUGAGUGGUCUGGAACACCGCGUUGAGCGUGAUUCAGAUAUUUCAGCUAUUGCGAACCCCGAAGACGCAGCACGUCAGCUGGAUAAACAAAUCACCGCUGAGCUGCAACUGCGCGAAAAGGACCGCGAAUGGCUGUUAUCUACGGGACGCGAGCUUAUCUCACUCUACACAGACAAUUCGCGCAAUGCAGAGGCCAUACGUCAUGAGGUGCAAGAGAAAUCAGAUAUGCUAAUCGAUCGUUGGGAACGGCUGAAGUACCUGAGCAAGCAGCGCGCUAACAAGAUUGGCGAUUUGAAGAUGACACUGCUGCGCCUGGAGGAACGCAUUGCCUUAAUACGUGCCUGGAUGUUCGAAGUGGAGACCGAAUUGGAUAAACCACUCACUUUCGACUCGUACACACCACCGGUUAUAGAUGCGAAACUCAAAGAGCAUGAAAAGAUACAACGCUCCAUUGAGAAUCAUAGCAGCAAUGUUGGUGAAGUGUUGAAUUUGGUUGAAAUGCUGCUAAAUGACGCGGAUACCUGGCGCUCGCAUGUGAAUACCUCGAAUCUUGGUGUAUCUGCGCAGAAUCUCGAGAAACGCUGGAAGAAUGUUUGUCAGCAAUCCGCCGAACGUAAGCAACGCAUACUUACAACAUGGAAUUUGUUGCAACAAUUGAUCAAAUUCACCACUGAGUACAAAACAUGGCUAAGCAAACAGGAGACAGACAUUGCUAACUACGAACGCGACCUUUCUACGUUGUCGAAGGAGGAAGCGGCUGCACGCCAAAAAGUUGUCGAAACUAAGCUGCGUGAACUAGAAGCACAAGAGGCGCCACUCAACCAAUUGGCGCAAACUUAUGCCAAACUGAUGAUGAGCGCAGGUGUUGAUCCCGAGAAUAUACAGAGUCUUACCAUGCCUACGAAAGUAAUGUUGGCGAAGUGGCGUCAACUCGGACCACGUUGUCAUGCCGUUAUCGAUGUCAUUGACAAAGAUGUCAAAUUGCGACGCGAUUUCGAGAAGGCACAACAGGAGGCUAUAAAUGCGUUGACCGGCAUACAAAGUGAACUGGACCGUUUGCAGAAACAACAGCCAAGCACACCCGCCGAAGCACAAGCUGCUGUGAAACGUAUCGAAAACUUGGAAGGCAAGCUGAAACAAGCUGGCGAAAAAGUGGAAAGCGCUGACAAAUUGGCGGCCGAAACCAAAAAUAAGGCGAAACAAGACGAACUGACGCGCAUCAUAACGCUCAUCACGCAAUACACCACCAUUUGGCGUGAGUUACAAACGCGCAUAGUCACAAUCAAAACCGAAUGGCUCGCCAAGGCGGCCGCCGCCGCUACCGGUGUGGCCGGCGCUGUUGCAGAGGCAGCCAUCACUGCGACACACGCAUCCGAAGCCGAUGCCGGCGUGCAAGUGAACACUUUGUCACAACGCAAGCUGCGCAAGGCGCAAAUGCAACGCGAAACCUCGAUCACCGCCAAAGAUGCCUACAUCAUGGAGCUGGAGACAGCGAUCAAGGAAUGCCAAACGAAUCUCGAUGAGCUGAAGCGCACCAUUUGCGACAAGACACGCAAACCGGGUCCGCAAAAGAUGUCCAAGCUGAUUGGCAAUGCACAAUCGUCCACCGAACUGGUUAAGCAUUUAAGCCAGCUGUUGUUGAGCGAAUGCCAGGCGAGCGCCGACGAGGCGCAAGUGGAGACAGUGGCAGAGCUGGCGCUGCGUUUCGAAACAUUGCUGUCGCAAUGGAAGACGCGCCAACAGCAAGAUCAAAAAGCUAGAAGUGCGCUUCCCGCUGCAUACAAAUUGACCUGUCCACAUGAGGUCGGACGCCUGACGUGCCCGCUUUGUACACAACGCAAUUGGCAGCAGAUCGACAACGAUCUUUGGCGUCUCGAGCAAUGGCUGCAAUUUGCCGAAGGCACGCAGAAGGCUCAAACCACACCGCCGUCGAAUAUUGAACUGCUCGAGGAUGUAGUGCAAGAUCAUCGCGAAUUCCUGCUCGAUCUCGAGAGUCACAAAUCGAUUGUGAUGAGCCUGAAUGUAGUCGGCGAUCAUUUGGCCACACACACAUUGGACACGGACAAGGCGCGUCAAUUGCGCGAUCGCCUCGAAGCCGAUAAUCAACGCUGGAAUGCUGUUUGUAUGGUUGCUGCCAAAUGGCAGGGUCUCUUACAAACAGCACUCAUGGGCAAUAGCGAAUUCCAUCAGAUAAUCGAUGAACUGUGCGCAUGGUUGCAGCAAACCGAACAGAAUAUCAAGUCAUCGGAACCGGUGGAUUUGACUGAGGAGCGUAGUGUGUUGGAGGCGAAAUUCCGUAAAUUCAAAGAGUUGCGCGCCGAAUUGGAACGUUGCGAACCGCGUGUUGUGAGCUUGCAAGAUGCUGCCGACCAGCUGUUGAAGUCCGUGGACGAAACGAGCGCCGAGUCAUCACACACCUAUGCAAGGCUGACCGAUCUGCGCUUGCGUUUACAAUCGUUGCGACGCCUGUCCGGCAUCUACAUCGUGAAGUUGGGCGCGGUGCUCGGCUAUGAUGGUGAUAAUAUGGGCGUGUCGCUGCAUAUGUUGUCGAAUGAGCUUUUGGAUCAAACUACAUUACCCUCUACAUCUUCUUCCAUGCAGGCAGCCGCACCAUACACUGAUAAUGCAAACGGCACCACCGGCACCGAUGCCGAUGCUGUCGAUGGCGAUGCCAUCAACACCACCGUACUUGCGCGCGGUGCACGCUUCCUCGGACGGGUUGCACGUGCCUCGCUGCCCAUACAAGCGCUCAUGUUGCUGUUGUUGGGUGUUGCCACACUUGUGCCCCACGGUGAAGACUACACCUGCAUGUUCUCGAACUCGUUUGCGCGCAGCCUAGAACCGAUGUUGUCAUACCCGAAUGGACCGCCACCGACGUAAUAGUGGGUGGUUGUCGCAAACCAAAACAAACACACACAGAAAAAACAAUUAAAUUAAACGAACAAACAGUAGUAUAUAAGAAAAACGAAUAUAA